AUGAAGAAGAUCUUCUCCUGCUCCACGUCGCAAGUCCCUGUGGGUAUUUAUAAUGCCACCUCCGCCACUGUGAGUUUGGGGUCUUGCUUUAAGAGCAGCUAGGUUUGGCAGUGAUUUGAAGCAGCUUUGCCCAGUCUGUAGGCGCUGGCACAAGGGGAGCCAAGAGAAACAAAGAUGGCAAGAGCAAGUGGCAAGGCUGCCAAGUUAGAAGUUGGAAAAUACAGAAAACACACUUAUUUUCCUUAUGUAGAGUGUGGAUGUAUAGAACAGCCUUUCAGCAGAGGUGGUAGGUGCUAAUUUAUUAUUGAUUUGGAUAGGAAGGAGGCAAUGGAAAAAUGAGCAUUUAAAAGGGUUGUUUAAAUAAGUGUUUCUUUAUCACUUACUAGCGAAAGGUUGAAAAGGAAGUCCUUGCACUCCAGAAUCAACAAUCACUGACCUGGUUACAUGUACGGGAAGGAGAACAUAUAAAAGUAAUGUUUGAGUCAGUAGAAGUGAGCCUAUUUCUAAACUUUUAUUGAUUUAUUCUAUCCUUCCUAAUUAUUCUUCAUUUCCUUUACUGUGGUCUUAUUUACUACUUCCACUGGAAGGCUAUUCCAAGUAGCUACUACACUUUCUGUAUUUAGUUUGUUUAUCGUUUAUGGUUUUUAUUGCAAAACCAUUUCAGAUAUCUAUCAACCUCUGUUGAUCACAGCUUCUUAUAGCUCUUGAUGCAAGACUGUUUCAGGUAACUACUACCUGUUCUAUAAUCGCUGUUCACCUUUACUGCUUCAACCAGGUGGCUAGUCCGUGUAUCUUCUACCCUUUCUCUAACACUGCUGGCCUUUGUGCACUCCAUUGGUAGGUUAUGAAGCUGCAAAAUAGAUUUAAAGAUAAUUAAACUUCAAAUUGUUUGCUCAUAAAAAUUUUUAAAAGUGGGUCAACGGAGUUGAUCAAAAUAAGUAUUAAUGGUGGUGUGUACUGGGCUAAACAUCUAAUAUUUAACUGGCCACGAACAUUGUGCCUGUGUAUCGGUUCAAGGAAGAAGAAUUAAUCUUGUGUGACAUCACGUCUGUGUGUCUGCAAAUAUGGCUGUGAUUCAGAGCACACAAUCAGUGUAAACUAUUUCAACGUAAUGUUCUAUAACGAGUGCAACUUUUUUUUUAUUCUUUCAGAACUUGAAACACACCAGUCUUUUAGAAAACAAAUACCCAUUAGGAUAGAAUUUAAAAAAACCCUGCCAUGUAUUUGGAAAUUAAGCAUAGGGCAAUUAACAUUUAAACCCCAGUAACUAACAAACGUCUCCUAAGAACUGUUGCUGUAGACAUGGUGAGACGAGAUGCAUCAUGUUUGUUGUAUACGAAUAGAAAGAGUUAUUAGGCCAAGCUGACAGGCAAAUAUUUAUAAUAAUGCAAACGUUAAGAUACAUGUAGUGCUGUUUACAAACAAGUCGCAGGUUACAGUUGAAAAGUAAAGUGGUUUCAAAAAUGACAGAUCUUGUCACGCAUUAUGAUGCAGUCUGUGAUGGAAUUCGAACAUUGCAAACGUUGUUUGACUACUUUUUUAGUUAAAUCUUUAAACACAAACGUUGAAAAAUGUAUGUAAUAACAUUGAGAGUUUCAGGCUGGUUUAGAAUUGAUUUAUUAAAUCUGGUUGGGGGUUCCUAGCACUGUCCCGACCAAGCCUAGGAAUUUCCAGCAUUGUCCUGAGUGGACAUUGGCAUUGCUCAAGUGACGAGACUGAGAGUGUGUGUGUGUGUGACAUCAGCAGUUUACUUGGCAUUUGUUCGGUGUGCUCUAAGGCAAGUCCAUUCUUGGUUUGAGAGGGAAUUUACAUACUGCAAGAGAUGGUAUUACAUCUUUCUCUACCAAAGAGUAUAUGGCUGCCAUAGAAUCACAAGGAAGAAAGUUCAACAACAGUUGGUGCUUCGUGAUGCCACCCAAUUCUAAACUGGUUUUCCACUUCGAAAACUGACUUCUGUGGGACAAUCCAUAUUUAGAUUAUGCUUCAUUUGUAUCCAGAGUAUUUUAAUGGUCUGUGUUAUGGGGGAACGACCAGAAUGCCCCUUUAAAUCCUGGCAUGACAUUGCUCGGGGAGCCAGGAUUUUAAUUCAAUCCAGUGCUAGACGUCUUUCAUCAGUCUUCAUUACUAAAGGGGAAAUGAGGACUACCCAACAUCUGCACUAAAAGGAGAGAGAGUGUUUACAAACUCCUAUUUUCAAAAAUCACAGACGAUCCAUUGAUAGAGAUUAAAUAAAAACAAGUUUAUUCCCUACGUUGAGUGUCCUGUAGAAUUGACAAAGGAAUUGCCAACACUGUGCCAGAGUAGGUACACUAGAGCAAAUUUCAACAUUCUUCCUAAUUCAACUAUUCUGUUGUACAAUUUGCAAACCCAUUUACAUUCCUCCUCCAUUCCUGGUUCAGUAAAUAAAGUGCAUAGUAUUUACACUGUGUAUGUAAUGCUGUAGAAGGUGUGUGCAUUGAAUUACAUGGCUGGGAAGGUUUUUAGCACCUAAUGACCGGUUGUUCCAACAGGCCUGCUCACAUUACUUCUAAACGCUUUCAAAAGGCGUCAAAAUUGCAGAUUUUUCUUUUCUCACUCUUAAUUUCACUUAAUUGCCUCUGACUGCUUUGUUGCUUAGUCUCCCAAAAGGGUAACUGUAUCAACUCCCUUGGUUAUUACGUACUUCGUACGAGCUGCGCACUUGUGGCGCCAUCAAUCUGAGAAGUAGAAAUUAUCAAACUCAUACCUAUAUAAUUUGUAUGAUAGAAUAAGUGCAAAGUAUGAUGGGUAUUUGCUAACAGGGAAUUGGUAUGACAUACCCAACAUGCCAGUCUCAGAUCUGCGCCCCAUUUUGGGUGGUAUGGCAGCCUUGGGCACAAUGAGGCUGGUUCAUCAAGCAUGCCGAUAAAUCAAUAUGUGAUGCCAGUCACUAAGUUUAAUGAUAUUAAUCUGUUCUUAGGCACAGCAGUACCAUAGGUGUAUAAAUGUAGAACAAUAAAAAUAUAAUGAAAAUAAAUAAUAAUCUUUCUGGAAAUAGUGCAAUAACUGUAGACCAUUACUCGAACAGAGUGUACAUGCCGGUGGCUAGGUUUCAAGCCCAAUUGCAGGUGCUUAAGGCAAUGCAGCGUGAGGGCAAAUAUAUGAUUUCUAAUCCAUAUUCUGGACUGAUCAUGCAUAUUUCUGUCAAGAUUUAAGAGAAAAUACACAGAGAACAUAGGAUUGUUUUCUUUCUCACGUAAAAUAAACUUUUAUCCAGCGUUUGAUACAUAUGUCAUGUUGCUGAGAUACUCUCCUUUGUUGAUUGUCAGGUAAAUAAUUGGAGCAUUUGUCCUUUCACGGUGUAGUUUAAUGAUAGUUUAUAGGUUCAACUCAUAAUAUUCAAUCGGUGUCAACAUUCUUCUGGGUGCAUGGUUAAUGCAAUCACCAGAUGGGUGUGAGAGGUUCAUAUCGCUGGCUUUGUAUUUACUGUGAAUAUCAUCUAGAGCAGGGGUGCCCAAAAGGUAGACCCCCCCCAGAUGUUUUAGAACUACAGCUUACAUGAUGCUUUGUCAUUGUAAAGGCAUGCAAAGCAUUAAGGAAGUUGUAAUUCUCCAACAUCUGGGGAUCUACCUUUUGGGCACCCCUGUUGUAAAAACUUGGAGUUAGAGUCAUGUCCCAUUUUUUUCAUUCUGUCUGGCAAUGCUCUGACUGAGUGAUAUUCAUUUAUUUUAUAAGUUGGGGGGACAUACUUUGUGUUGACUGUACUCAUACUUUAUAAAUGCACAUGCUAACCUCCAUUUUACUUUGUUGUUAAAGCUGUUGUUUUUUUUUUAUAUAUAUAAGCAAAGAGAGCUCCCUAAAAUGUUUUAAAGCACAGUAAAUCAUUUUAUAAUUUUAGCAGGUUAUAAACGUAGAACUCUUAUCCCUGAAAGAGAAUGAAAAUGAGUUCCCGAUCAGAAGCAGUUUAUUACGUUUUGUGCAUUUCUAAAGACGCCAGCGUGUCCUGCAUUACUGUACAUGGCCUACAUAAGGGCAUUCAUGUCAAUUAGUGACAUUUUCAAACAUAGAUAAUGGAACAAAAAGCUAACUGGGCUCUGAACACAAGAGCUUACAUUUGAAAACGCUGCAUGGUUUCUCAACAUCUAUUAAAAAAAAAAAACCAAAGGGAGUGGGGCGGCGGGAGGGAAACAAAACAUUGGCAAAAUGCAGUUGCACCAUAUACAGUUCCUACAGGUUUGCACCAGCUAUUCCGAGAAUCUGCUCUUCAAAAGGUACCCUUCUAAACAUCCCUAGCAUUUGCAAACAAUCCCAUGUAGGGACCCCAUGUCCACAGAUGGAUCGAACCUCCUUGUCUGCAAUCAAUCUGUGCACUGCUCUCAAUGACAAAGAGGAAAAAAAACAAAAAAAAAUCCCAUCCUCCAGUUUAUUGCUUUAAAAUUAUUAAAUAAUGGUUGCUGCCAGAAGAAAAAUAUUUUUGGCACCCUGAUUGCGGAUGCAAGUAUAAAUAGAUUUUGGCUGUAAUUGGGAGAUUUUUGUACAUGAAAAGACCUUUGAUCCGCAUUCAGUGUGUGUCUGUAACAAAUGCCAUUGACCUAGGGAAUGUACAAAAUGAUGUUUUCCUGGAAUAAGUUAAACAGAGAAGGUACUAAUUUAGUUGCAUUAGAAAACACCAUAAAUUCUAGACUAGUUUAGUGGAAAGAAUAAACUGUGCUAUCCAAAUUAUUAUUUUUUUAACGGUUAUGUUUGUCUACAGACCAAACUCCUGUCCUGCUCCAGCGCAAAUCAAAUAUUUAUUUGUACCAUGUCCAUUGACCUAAAGGUCUCCGAUGAAUGUCAGUUGGAUUCCAAAACACAAAUGUCACUUUUUUUUGUGCGUUCCGUUAGGCGCCUCAUACAUCUCACAAUUUUAGAAUUAGCGUUGUGUUCAUGGAUAACUGCACAUAUUACACUCACAAAAAGUGUGAAAGCUGUAAAAAGUGUAGAUUAGGUAACCCGCAAACCACCGCAGACUCUUGCGGAUACACUUUGGUUUUCUGCAAGACACAAGAAAGUCCAACCAAACCUUUCGAUUAAAGGCUCUUGUGAUUAGGACCUCCCUGAACUAUCAUUCAACAAAACAGAGCUUGAAAAAGGUUCUAUAUUCCAUAGAAAUAAAUAAAUAACUGAAUGGUAAUAUUUACAGACACCAUGUGUGCUUUAUACUGCAGGAGUGAUACAAAUGAUUUUUUCUUAAGUUUUUUUUUUUUUUUUUUGUGUUGGAUGUUUCAGUAAUGGACGUCAAUGACAAACCCCUCUGUAAAACAAGGGUCUAUGUUCAACCAUGCAAAUUGUGCUGAUUGGUGCAGUGUGACAUUUUGAUGUGCAUGUACAGUAGCCUCCCAAUGCUUCCCUAUGGUAAAGCAUUGGAUAGGAUGAGAUCAUUAAGAUUGCUGAUCUCAGCCAUGGAGGUAGCACAGCUAUUGAGAAAUGGUAAGUUUAAAAUCUUUUAUCUCCACAGAAAGGGGGUACGGGGACCUAAAUAUAUAUUCCAGCACCAUAUUGUUGAAAUUUGUCUUCCAAUUUUUUUUUUAAUGGAAUAAUAUUAUAAACCAGUGAAUGACAAAGGGGUACCCGUAGUGAUUAUCCUGGCGCACUCUCAGGGUAAGUAGUCAGAUUGCUUAUAAACAGUUUUGUAACUUAGCUGGGGACCACCCAGGGGGAGCAAGGAGCUUCAGUUGGCUCUACUGAGCUAAGUCCUGCACAUCCAGGGCCGGCUCAUUUGCUGAGACCGUCAGCUGAACACUCUCAGCCAUUGAUGGCACCCUUUGAUUAGUUCAAUGCAGAGAGCUUCUGGGUGCAGAUGAGGAGGUGACCUGCACCCAGGAGAUCCCAGGUAAGUUGUCAAACUAUUCACAGAUAGUUUUACUACUUACACUAGUAGGGUGCCAGGACAGUCCUGGCACCAUAACCACUAAAUAAGGCUGUAGUAGUUAUGGUGCUUUGAGUUCCUUCAAAUAAGAUCUCGAUCCCUGUAAAGCACAAGAUGCUUGCUGCUGAAAUAUCUUUUCCUGAGGUACCGUAUCAAGGAAGAGAAAACGUGAACUCAUAAAACGUCAUUCUACCAAAACAGUUCAACAAGUUCAUUAGAAUUAACUAAUGUUCUUUCUGUAUCAUAUAUCAGAAGGCAUGUUUGAUGUCAGAGUGAAGAUUCUAGUUGGAAUACGACAUCACUCCGGCCCCGGUAUAACUAAGCGGCAGGCGAGGGAGCAGAGGUGGAACAUCACAGCUCCCUCACUGUCCGCCUUCACUCUCCCCCAGCCGGCCGCCCACUCGACUCCAGGGUAAGCCGAUCCACUCUAGCUGUCCCAAAGGUAGGAAGGCUGGGUGGAUUUAAGUUGAAUUAAAACAUAAAAUAAUUUGUGAGUGUGUCUGUCAGCAUGUGUAUCUCAGUGAGUGUGUAUUUUUUAGGUGACUAGCCCCCUUCUGAACACAUACAAAAGUUUUUUGUUUUUUUUAACUCCCCUUAUUUCCCACGCCGUGCCAGUCUCUCUGCAGCUGGCCCUGCCUCUAUGGCUGAGAUUAUCAAGCUUGAUCUCAGCCAAUCCAAUGCUUUCCCAUAGGAAAGUAUUUGGAAGCUAUUGCGCAUGCGCUGCCAAACGCUGCACCAAUCAGUAUCUCCUCAUAGAGAUGUAUUGAAUCAAUGCAUUUCUAUGGGGAACAUUGGUGCCUCCAUGCAAAGCAGGGAGAUGCUAAAUGUAGGUGUCGCACACAAUGCAGCACUGAAAUAAGAAGCACCUCUAGUGGUCGUCUGAGUGACGGCUACUAGAAGUGUUACUAUGCAGCACCGUAAACACUGCCUUUUCUCUAAAAAGGCAGUGUUUACAUUAUAAAGCCUGCAAAGACAGGCUGUAGACACCCAAACAAGUACAUGAAGCUGUAGUGGUCCUGAUGACUAUAGUGUCCCUUUAAGAAUUGUAUUUUUGUCAUUGAAGAUAAAGCCUUGUAAGUUUACAAAAACAAACUGGCUCUUAACUUUUUUAGCUGGCUCCUAGAUUCAAAGCAAAAUUUGUCAAGCCCUGGAUUAAAUAGCACCAACAAAUUCUGUGCUGCUCUACACCAGGAAUAUAAAACAAGGUGAGCAGACCAACAAAGCUUACAAUCUAAAUGAAGUAGAAAAUAAUUACACAGGAGGAAAUACAUACUAAUAUAUUACACGUGUUAGCUGUUAAAAAGGAGGGGUUUGGUUGGUAGCCCUGAGCGUUACCUGUCUAAGACUUUACGUAGCACAUGAUCAGACAGAUUACCACCCUGAAAGCUAACCCAUGUAUGGAUUAUGAAUUAUGUUUUUUUAUAUUUUACAUUCAGAUCACUCUAAUAUGCGGUUUAUAGGAAAUGUAAAACAGUAGCUGUUCUAAUUAUAAGUCAUCAUGGACAGUUGCUCACAAGAGGAGGGGAGUGUUCCAAACCAGUCCCCCCUCCCCCAGAACAAACAGGUUUUGCAUAUUGAAGGUAUUAAUUACUGGUUUCUAGAAUAAAUAAUCGGGUAACAAACUAAUUAAUAAGAACAAUAAUAUUAAGAAAAGAUCUUGAUUUGUAUUUGUAAAAUUGUAGUGUUUCCGAGUUAUCUUACAGAACCAUAUUGAUCAACAAUCUCCUUCUCUUUAAACUUAUUAAAGUGUACCUGUUCCUUCUAUCCGGUUCUAACAUUGCUCUCAGGGUCCGUGUUCCUUCUAUCCGGUUCUAACAUUGCUCACAGGGUCCGUGUUCCUUCUAUCCAGUUCUAACAUUGCUCUCAGGGUCUGUGUUCCUUCUAUCCAGUUCUAUCACUUCUCUCCGGGUCUGUGUUCCUUCUAUCUAGUUCUAUCACUGCUCUCCGGGUCUGUGUUCCUUCCAUCCAGAUCUAACACUGCUCUCAGGGUCUGUGUUCCUUCUAUCUGGUUCUAUCACUGCUCUCCGGGUCUGUGUUCCUUCUAUCCGGUUCUAACAUUGCUCACAGGGUCCGUGUUCCUUCUAUCCAGUUCUAACAUUGCUCUCAGGGUCUGUGUUCCUUCUAUCCAGUUCUAUCACUGCUCUCCGGGUCUGUGUUCCUUCUAUCUAGUUCUAUCACUGCUCUCCGGGUCUGUGUUCCUUCCAUCCAGAUCUAACACUGCUCUCAGGGUCUGUGUUCCUUCUAUCCAGUUCUAACACUGCUCUCCGGGUCUGUGUUCCUUCCAUCCAGAUCUAACACUGCUCUCCGGGUCUGUGUUCCUUCUAUCCGGUUCUAUCACUGCUCUCCGGGUCUGUGUUCCUUCUAUCUGGUUCUAACACUGCUCUCCGGGUCUGUGUUCCUUCCAUCCAGAUCUAACACUGCUCUCAGGGUCUGUGUUCCUUCUAUCCGGUUCUAUCACUGCUCUCCGGGUCUGUGUUCCUUCUAUCCGGUUCUAUCACUGCUCUCCGGGUCUGUGUUCCUUCUAUCCGGUUCUAUCACUGCUCUCCGGGUCUGUGUUCCUUCUAUCCGGUUCUAACACUGCUCUCUGGGUUUGUGUUCCUUCUAUCCGGUUCUAUCACUGCUCUCAGGGUCUGUGUUCCUUCUAUCCGGUUCUAACACUGCUCUCCGGGUCUGUGUUCCUUCUAUCCAGUUCUAACACUGCUCUCCAAGACAUUUCAAACCCAGACAGACCUAUUUACAAUUAAAUUGAAUUCUUAUUGCACCCAAGAAAGCAUGGUACUGUAAAGAAAAACCUAAUGAAUGCAUGCGAUAUUUUUUUUCCUAUACCACUGUAGUAUGUAUGGUCAAUUAGACGUUUGAUUAAACCACUGGUCCUUGUGGGGCACUCUGUAGCUUCACAGACUGGUGGGGAGAUCAGAUUUGCUCUGACCAGCCAAUCACCAAUCCCUGGUAGGAGCAAAUUACGGUUGCUGGCAGUAUACAGCGCUGCCAAGAGAGAGAGGACAGUCCGUGAUUUAGCCAGUCAACUUCUAUGGGAGAUAUUUAUAAAAGUGUUCUAAAAAGUGGCAGUUAAACUCCGUGUUUACUUUGAUAAUAUUGAAUAAAGUGUUAUAAAAGGGGACCGUGUUCCUCAUAAUAAACAAUGCCAGCUUUUGCAGAAAAAUUUCCAUUUCGGAAAACCACCCAAUUUAUAGUGACGGAAAAAAGGGAAGUGAAACAGAACACUUUUCGGUUGCAAAAAAUAGCAGAAAGAUUGAUAAAUCUAUUGUUGCCACAAAUAUGUUGUAUAAUCACAAAUGAUGGUUAGCAUGCAAUAAACCUACAUAUUUUAAAACUGAAAUAUUAUUUACAUCCAAUAUUCAGUUAAUAUUUUGUGGAAAAGGACAGUGACAUUUUGCCUAAUCUAUUUACUGCCAACCGUUGCUGGUGACACUGUGCCCAGUCAUCUGCCUGGUUCUGGAGACAGGCCACGUAUGGAACAGAUGCCAGCAACCUACCAGGUCUUAUCUUCUGUAUAGUUUGUGACGCCCUGAGCAGCUGGGCAUGGGGAGGUGGCUCAGAGCCUACCGUCUGCUGUGAGUGGGGGGAACAAAAGUACACACUAGUUACACCUCUUGCUUUGUGCCUUUGUGUCCUUUGUUAGAAAGUUAGUGGGAGGUGAGGUCUGCAAAGAGUUUGUGAUGCAUUCAUGGUCCAGAAAUCAAAUCUGAAGCAGAUUAACAAGUGGAAAGCCUAGGCUUGACAAGAUCUAAGCGAUGUAUCAACAACAAACACAAUGUAUUUCUUUAAGAAUGUUUAAAGGGAAAAGGUACAGAGAUAAAGGCAAGAAGCAGCUCAUCAAGUAUAUUACCUGAAAAAUAAAUACAUUCCGAUAUCAAAACAAUGAACUGGCAAAUGUGUAGAAAUUUAACCCAUUGUUUAGCUCAGAGAACAAUGGUUGAUUGUAGAUUUAUCUCAUAACUAUAUGAGGUCUGAUUAAGGAUAGACAGCAUUGGCCUCUCUAUGUCCACAAACAAAAAGUUGUAACGUGAUCGCAAUUAGUAGCUUUUAGUUUAAGAAAAUGUGAAGUUAUACUUUUUUCCACUGGAACAAGAAUUUGACAAUGCCUUUAGUUUGGCAACUCGUUUCACUAUAAAUAAAUAAAUAAAUAAAUAAAAUGAUGGUGAUAGAGGAAAUAAAAUAAACUCUGGGUAAGCUAUCAAACUGUUUGUGGUGUCAAAGUAUCCCCAUUCACUGAAGAAGGGCAGGGCUGAUUGAUAGAAACCAAAACCAAAUUUAUUAAGGGUACUUUGUCAUGAAUAGGUUUUCCUAUUCUAACCCAUUCUAACCCAUUAAAAUAGCUCUGGGAACAAUUUUGGGAGUUUUAGCCCAGGAGCCAAGUAUUAUUGCUCUAAAUAAAUAGACAGAAAAUGUCAGAAGUUAGAUUUUGUACCUUUGAUCAAGGAAAUUGACCUACCUUAACCUACCUUGGUGGGUCACUUAACACCAGCCUUCGUUGACAGACCCAUUUUAGUUCAAAACAUAUUAUCGGCGUUGGAUACUUGAGUUUAUUUACAAUUCUAGUGGAUUAACCAGGAAAUGACACAUGUGGUUACGAAGCAUUCAUAGUUUGUCAUUCUCUUGUCAGUCCUAUACAGUUUCCAUUUUCCCAUUGUGUGAAUGAAUUUAAGAAGAGUUACAAAAAACAGCAAUAAUUCGGUUCUCAUCAAUCUCAUCUAUAUAAGCAAACCAUCGUUGAAAUUCAACGAGUGGUAUGGAAUUCACAAAGUACCCAUCUUCAGCUAUGGAGGCAUAGUUGAAAAACCAAACCAAGCAUAUAGACCAGACAUUUUGCUCAAUGUACCUUAAAUGUAUUUAUCUACAGAAAAUGCCAUAUAAAUGUAUUUCAGUCUCUCUAUAUAUGGGAUCUUGGUUACCCUCAAACUGCUAUGGGAGGAGGGCUUUCUUGUCAUUCAAUUUUUUUGUGAAUAUGAAAAUAGUGACAUACCUGGACUUCGUCUUCUACAGGUGGACAAAUGGAACCGACAUGACCAGAAGCUCUUUGAAGCGGUGGAGAAAGGAGAUGCCAAGAGAGUUUCAUCUGUUCUUGCCAAGAAGCCCAUCCGACCCACCAAGGCAAGCCCGAAAGGACAAUCUGCGUACGUUUGUUUUAAAUAUCUCUGGGAGCCUGGUGGGUGCUGUUUACUAUAGAGCUCACCUGAAAAGGGAAAUCAAACACUUAAAAUAAUCAUAAAGAUAGCAGACAGAUUGUGUCAUGUAUUGAAAUGUAAACAUUUAAAGAUAUGAUACAAGAACAUGGAGUUGCCAACUCCAUGCCAUUCUAAACAGGUUUUUUUUGGGGGGUUGGAGAGUUUACAGUUACUCCAAGCAGCUGGUUAAUAUGAAAAGAAAGCACACUGUUAUAAUACUCUGCCAGACUACUAAGGGGGAGGCAGUGGUGCCCCCCAGAUGACUGUCAGGAAGCAGUACCAGGGAACAGAACUUUGCUACACACCCCUCUACUAGUUAGAUAGUGUGGUGGGAAUGAAUUGAAUACCAGGCUGCGCAACAUGUGCUUCUUUGUGGCUAUGCUUCCAUUGAGAUCCCAGAGAGCAGCGGCACACAGUUCACAGGUAGAGAAGAUGGGGUGUAACAUAGAAAUAUGUCAAGUAGGUGUCAUGGGAUCUUUUGUGGGGCUCAAGCCCCAGGUGUUUAUGGAACCUAACAACAACUCUAGUGAUGGGAGUUAUGAUAAUUCAGUCACAUUUCGAAGAUGAAAAUAUGUAUAUAUUUAUAAUCCAGACCAUUCCUUAUGUGGCUCUCUUCUGUUAUGCUCAUGUGAUCAGACAUUGUGAGCAGUUUCUUUAUAUCAGAAGCCGAUGUUUAUUAGAGAGCAACUUUAAAUGUAUUCCUACUAUCUGCUGAAGGGGCAAAUCAGGUACCCUCCAAACUUACUGGCUUUUCCCCCCUCCUAAGGAUGAUGUUUUUUUUUGCAAAAACUGCAUUAAAAAACAUAUUGAAUUAGUCAAUAUGUUCUUAUAAAUAGCUGUCUGUCGAUAGUACAUUUUUAAAUGAUUACUUCCUAAAUAUAAGUUUUUAUUCACUAAACAGUAAGUUGCUGCAGCUUGACGUAAGAAAAAAAAAACUAAUUAGAAAAAAAAACAAGCUAAAAAUAUUUCAAAAAAAACAGAAGAAAAGCUGAGACUGAGGAAAAGCUGUUGAAUUCUAUCUUUUUCAGCUUGUCCUCUGUUUUGUGGUAUCAGUUAGUGAGGAUUCUGAUUACCCCUGAAGCACAUUAUGCUGUCAGGGAAAGUAUCCCGUUUAUUUUAGUUCAGUGGGUGAAGGUACAGUUUGUGUUUUGGUGAAAAAUAUUUCCACCUUCACCUUUAUACCUACCAAGUGUCCUGGAUCUGGGAGAACAGUCCUGUUCUUUUGUGUCUCAGUUCCAUUGAAUACCUGAGAAAAUUCUGGCAAUGUGUGUGAAAUGUGUAUGUUUGACACUUCCUGAGGACCUCUUAAUGUAGUACUCCAUGUGAAGAGCUGGUUAGCAAUAUGGGUGUUAAAGGCAAAUAUUAUUAUUAUUGGUAUUUAUAUAGGGCCAGCUUAUUCCGCAGCGCUUUACAAUAAGAGGGGAAUUUACCAAAUGAGACAAUUACAAAAUGUAACCGGAACAAUAGGUAGUUGGGGACCCUGCUCAAACGAGCUUAAUAUGACCUUUCCACCAUGUUUUAGCAAUGUUAGCUUGCGUUGGUAUUAUAUUGAAUAAUCAAUUAAGUGAUUACCCCACAGUCCGAGACUCAUCUAAUGAUCAUUUUGAAUUUACAGGUUCCACCUUGCCGCAUCCAAGGGCCACACCGACUGCCUAAAUGCAAUUGUAUCUCACAAAGUGGAAAUCAACGCCAAAACCGAUGAUGGUAAAUUAAUGCCAUCCUUUAAUUAGUCUCCUCUUUUGCUUAAGGCCCCUGGUAAAAGGGAUAGUAUAGGCUUUGUUUAUAAUGCUUUCAACAAGAAGGUUAUAAAGUGAUCUGAGUUAAUACUCCUUCCUUCUGAAAAAAAGGGCCAUUCCCAUCAAGUCUAGUGGUGAUUGGGGGGCCAAACCCAUCACUUUCCGAGCUAGCCAGCGUUACUUCCGGUCCCAGACAGUUUAAAACCCAUCACUUCCUGUUGUGAGGCUCUAGUCCAGACAGUAAGAGAGAGUUUAAAACUAAAUUACAUUUUAGUUACAUAAAUUGUUAUUAUUUCACCUAUUUCCCAGAACAGUCCUGGCCACGUCUCGACACCUCUAAAAUUAAAGUGUCCACAUUUGAAAUGUUGGGGAAGUAUGCUUCAAUGAAAGAAACAUUUCCACAUUGUAAACGAAAAAAAAAUCAGUUUCAGGCUAGGGUCAUUUAAAUCUAUCACAUAUGUAUCUAUUCAUGUUAUAUGUCCCACAUUGUAAUAUAACUAACGAUAUGUUUGCAGGUUACACCGCUUUGCAUUUGGCAGCCAGUAACUGCCAUCCAGAUUGUGUCAAGCUUCUGCUCCAGGUACGUCUGAACCAUGUGCACCCACAUUUCAUCUGUGUGAAGCAGUGACUUCUAGAAUAUCCAUCAACACCUGCUCUCUGUAUACUGGGAGAAAAUCUGUGCAUGAGGGGGAUAUGGUGUUUAAACACAUGACAAAAAUCUUUAAAUAACAAAUAAAAAAAACAAAGCUUUCAAAUGAUAAAAUACAUCAAUCAGUGCAUCUCUAUAGGGAGCGUUCAACAUCUCCAUGCAGAGCGCGGAGACACUGACCGUAGGUGCUGCACACUGUGCAACACUGACCCAGGAAGCACCUAUAGUCGCUGUCUGAGUGACUGUUACUAGGCAGCAAUGCAAACACUGCCUUUUCUCGGAGUCUGCAGGGAAGGCUAUAGACACCAGAACAACUACAUUAAGUUGUAGUGCUUCUGGUGACUAUAGUGUCCCUUUAAGCAAUAUCAUUUUUUUGUGAUGGUAACAAUUUUCACAUUUCCACUUUUGAUCUUAAAGUUCCAGUUCUAGAUUCUCAUCGUUUUGCGUUUCAUUCCUGCAGUUGCCGGAGGUUUCAUUAAAUCACGGUCAUGUUUGUUUUCACAGCGCGGUGCCCAUGAGGACUCCAUAGAUUUCCACAGCCAGACACCUUUACACUGUGCAGGUUAGUAGAGGCAAAAGAAGGUCAGCUUUGGUGUGAGUAAACUCGUUAUGGGAAUACAGGAGUCUGUCAUCUUCCUAAAUACUAUAUUUACCGGAGGUCACCACGUUUGACUGAUUUUCAGAAUUUCUCCCCAUUCAGUAUUUUAUCCCUUUAAUAAAUGUUGAUAGAUAACAUUAGAAGAAGAAGUGAGUAGGAAAGAAGGGACCUGCCGACAUGGGAGAUGGUUAACAAAAAUCAACCCAAAUAGAAAUAAAUUUGCUGCUAUUUUGGAGUACAUUCUACAAUUUGAUCCACAUGUUAAUAUUUAGUAAAUGUUUAGUUUUUCUUUGUAUCACUGUGUCGGUCUACCUUUCUGGGACGUAGGUUGUGCGCACACAGAGACUACAGAUCGUAUAUAUUUUUCUAGUCACUUGAAAUGUCAGCAUGCUGUAUGGUAGUAAGUGUAAAAUGCUGCCCCUCUGUAUGUAGGCUUCAUAUGAUGCAGGAGGAAAAACAGUCUGACAACCAAGAAGGAAUCCCAAAGAAACUGCCUGGAGUACAUUAUUUUCGCUUAUCCCUUAUUCUUCCCAGAAGAAGUUACAGAACUUCUACCUCUGCUAAUUUCAGCUUCACUGUUGCUGCAUUCCGUUUACAGUUUGGAGAGCAGAGCUGUCCGAUGUGAUUGAAGCUCAGGCGCCAUCACAGUUUACUGUGAAAGAUUCUGUUAAAAAAUGGAGGGGGGCCUUUAAAGUGUGCAAAUGCCUUACAAUUAUUUGUUUAAGUAGAAGAGGUAGAAUAGCUCUAUCCUGUAAAAUCAUCAUUCACAGGGUGGGCUUACAGGUGCAGAUAUAUUUGUAACCUGGGCAAGAAGAAAGUGCUGUUAUGGUACUUAGAGGAUCCUUUAACUAUUUGUUAUUCAGCAAUUCAUUUCCAUUCCACCCACAUAGAUGAAAUAUUAAGGUCAUGGAUUUGCUUGUUAUCUGACGAGCAGCAAUAUCUUUUGUCGCUCACUCUUGUGUAGAGAGAAGGAUCACCUUAAACAUAAAUUCUCUAUUUCAGCUGCCUCUGGAUGUGUCUCCAGCGUGGUACUCCUGUGUGAUUCAGAAGACACCGUCCUCGAUGCUGCAGAUGAUGUACGUUUAACUCUUCUUACUGUUGACAUGAAUUCUUUACUGAAUGGGUUAAUCUAUGAUAUAGGGAACACUCAGAAGCUGGCUGACCAUAAUGAGAGUUUCAUUUAGCAAAAACUGGAUGCUCGGGGCAGAGCUUGCCUAACAAGUUCUGACCUCUCGAUUCUAAGAACAGGAAAUGCAGAGAAUUGCUGCGGUCUUCUACAAAAUAUGCUCACAAACAUGACCGAUAUCGUGAUUUCCAGCUUAUGGGGGAAGAGAAGGGGGUCAAGGUUCAAAAUGUCUGAGAGGCAACAUAUUCCAGAAGACAAAUGGCAUCCUACACAGAACAAACACAGGGGUUGUGUGCUCCAUGACUGCAGCCUAACAGAAAAGAGUAUUUUUAACAGCAAGGAGAGGAAAGAGACCGUUCUAUAGGGAAUUAAUUCUGAAAUAAUAACUAACUAUUGUAGACAUACAUUUACAUAUUCUCCCACCUAAUUUAGUUUACGAUUUGGGCUUUAUAAUGCUUGACCUGACGCACCCACUUAUUUAUCCUUGUGGAGUGUCGUCUAUCUUUUGUAGUGUGUUGAAUUUUCCUAAAGAUGUUACAAUAUCCUCCUUUUACUAAAAUAGUCUGUUAAUAUGCCAAGACAAUUAUAUAAACAUUCCUGGUAUUUAUUUCCAUAUUCUUCCUAGUCCGUGAUGUCCUUACAUGCACACGGAAAAGUCAGCUCACUGCAAAGAUACACAGGGGGUAGGAAAAGACAGCAUGAUUUGUGUCCCAUAGAGAGCACUUGAGUUAGCUUGGCAUGGGGACGUUGGAUCAAGAUUCAACAUUAUAGUGGGUUUUAUUGAGCAUCAAAGUACAGUGUGUGUGUUUUUGCAGAAAAAAAAUAAAUAGAAAAAGCUUAAAGAUUUAUUUAUACUGCUUCUCUUUUACCUCUCUCUUUAUAGGAUGGUCGAACCCCACUGAUGGUAGCAGCGGAGCGUAAUCAUCCCACAGUUUGCGCUCUCCUUUUAGACCGUGGCGCUCAGGCUAAUCUGACCGACCGAGAAAACAAGUGAGUCCAUAAUGUUACAAUCUAUAACAUCCCUUAACGUAGUUUAUCACACAGAAAUACACACACACAAACACACAAGGACAGAAACUCUCAGACUGCAUUCUAACAAUCAGUGGCAACUGCAGACCAUGCAUUAAUCAUGCUGAUAAACAAAGCUGAAGAACCGUAACACGAGCCACCAACUGCAUUUGCUUCUAUUUUACAGAGUGGACAGUCUCUUUAAAAGACAGUGCCAUUCAUGACGUGCAUUUCUGACCAUCUUUGGCUACAUUUCCAUGAUACCUUACAGUGUGAAUGGCUGUACUGUUUAAUGCAAUAACCCUCAAGCACCAUGCAAGUAUCCUUCAAAAAAACAAAACCCACACAAAUCAUAGAAAAUUCAGAAAGCCAGACAGUGAGAUAGAGAAAUCCCCAAGUGUUGCCUUUAUUUCUAAUGGUACAGCUGUAGCCCUAAAGUCGGCUGGGCAUUUCAAUGAAUGUAGUCCAAAGACUUGUAGAGUGGCACAGUCAGCCAUCACUGAAAUAGGACCUUGUACAUUUCAUACAGCAAACAUCUGGUAAUGGGUAUACCUGGAAUAACAUUUAGACUUAAAGUGUUCUUCUUUAUCAGAACCGCCUUGAUAUUGGCAUGUGAGAAAAGCAACAUCCAGGCGGCAGAGGCGCUAAUAGCAAAGGGAGCUGAUCCAUGGCCUAAAGAUAACCGGGGAUGCGAUGCACUGGCUUAUGCCACCCAGUCCAGAGAUGAGUCUCUCAGGAAACGGGUCCAGACUGCACUGGAUAGAAGGAAAAGUGGUAAGUGUGUGGCCAACAUGCAGAUUCAUUCUAUGGGUGGAAAAAGAGGAUCCACCAUGGGUAAUAACAUUUGCACAGCAUUUUGUCUGGUCUAGUAAAAAAAAGUCCACAAAUAUAUAUGGCUUUAUUGAGAGUACAAUAUCGGUACAAGAUCUGAAUAACAGGUACGGAGUCUGUCCUCCAAAUCCAUGAAAUUACUGCAGCUCAGGAUGGUGGUAUUUUAAGGGCAGGGGCUCUGUCAGGGAGACAGCGUGAGACCAUGCCGGUUAGAGAGUGCCAAAAGGUUACAGUAACAGCAGCACAAGUGAAUGCUGGUAGCGGUGCUGGACCUUACCCCCAGCUAUUUUAUAAUCUUUAACAUUUAUUAUAAUGAUUAUAAUAAUAAUAAUUAGUAUUUAUAUCGGGUCUUUCUCCCAGUGGGACUCAAAGCUUUUCAGCGCACGCUCUUGGAAUUAACUAAAUCAGCAGCUGAAUAGUAAUGGAUGUUAUUACCCUGUCACGAUUCGGGAACCUAACACGCUAACAGGUCACAGAGAGUAAGGGUGCUGUACCGGUCCUUAGAGUGGCCGGGCUAAGCACACUAAGAAUAGUCAGGAGACAAGCCAAGUAAAGGCAGCCAGAAAACGGGAGAACGAGAAACAAGCCGAGGUCAAAGGAGUGGAGAAGACAGGAUAAUCGGAAUAACGAGCCAAAUAAUCAGUAACCAGAGAGCAAGACGAGAACACUACGCUACAGGUAUCACAAGACCACAACAGGGCACUGAGGGACAGGAAAGGUAAGUAUAAAUACCCUUGGUUUAAUUCUGAUUGGAUAACUUCCAAUCAGAAUUAACAAUCACACGUGGGGGAUAUCUAUACCUCCCACUGUGAUUGUGGUACUGUUCCUUUAACGCCGGGUCACUCACGUGACCCCGGCGUUUACAUAAUUCAGUGACCUCCCAGCGUGCAGCGUUAUGCAUGCUGCCGCUGGGGGGGGGCGUGGAGGACGCGAGCGGCAGAGAGGAGACGCCGCUCGCCGACAGGUAAGCGGAGGGGAGACCACGGGCGGCGACGGACUGAGGGUGAGUGCUGCAAGUGGCGUGCAGCCUACCCUCCUAGCCGCCCGCGGAUCCCUGACAUACCCUAAUUGAUGGUGCUCAUUUUAUCGACCUCAGAAGAUUGAUGGUACUCAUUUUAUCGACCUCAGAAGGGAUUUGUGAACAGGUUUUGUAGUCAGGGAAUUUACCAACUGAGCUACCUCGCCAGCUUUAUUAAUACUAUAUUGGGCCAGCAUGUAAAAUAACUGCCAUAAUUCUGUCUUUAUUUCCUUGAAUUCUAUCCUAAGUUUAUUGUUGACCGAUUAUGUCUGAUCAUGAACUCUGUGGAAUCUGUGUUUCUGGCUCCAUAUAUUUUGUUAAAUAUUAAUAAUUUUUCCACUUUCCCCAACAGAGGAAGAUUCUCAUCAGGAAAGCCUGUCUGCAUGCAAGGUAUGGUAAAUUGUUAACUUACUUUGUAAUAAGUCUAAGAGGUUGUAUCACUUGUGGUUUAAUUAUCUUAAAGGAACACUCUAAGCGCCAUAACCAUUACAGCCCGUAUUAGGGUCAUGGAUCUAGAAGUGGCCUGGAGCACUUCUAGAGUAAGUAAUCAAACCAUUUAAACACUGUUUGGCAACUUACCUGGGGACCCACACCACAUCCACCUUUGUCUGCAGGAGAAGCCAAAUUUCUCCCCUGAGCAAAGUACAGCCAGAUCCUGGAGCACGCUUAAUGUUUGAGUGUGCUCAGCUGACUUUCUCAGCCGAUGAGAGCAACCCUGCACUAGUUCAGUGGAGAGAACCAGAAUCUUCUUGCAAGAGACUCUGGACGCAUGGCUGCGGCUCUGAGAGCCAGGGGGACCCAGGUAAUUUAUCAAAGCAUUCUAAAUGUACAGUUUGACAAAAUCACUCUGGGAGGGUGUCAGAAAAUUACUAUCACCAUUACCACUACAGUGGGUUGGAGUGCUUAUGGUGUUUCUUUAAAAGCGCAAUGAUCAUUAGAACUUUUUUUCACAUAAAUCUGUCACUUCCUCGUUCCUUCAUUCCUUGAGCAUUUACUGGGAUAAAUAACGAAGUAGAGGUAAGGGGAGGAGAAAAAAAUAAGUAAAAGAAACACACGCUAUUGCACAUGUGUUGCAGUUUCUUUGUGGUUCCGUGAUGCCUCACGUGUGCAUGUUCACACUUGGGCAUCCAACAGAGAUAUUCUAUAGCUGAUCAAGUAUGUAAGUAGAAAUAUAAAGAUAGAAAUAGAGUUCAAAGUUAGGUCACAAAACUAACUAUAAAAAGUAAUCUGCAUAUAUCAAAGUGGCGGUUUUCUGCAUUGUAUAUUCUGCUAGUUUUUACAGAAAUUUCCAUUUCAGAAAAACUCCAAAUUUAAAGUGACAGAAAAACUUUACCGUUAGAAAAAGUGGAGGAAAUAUUCAUAAAUCCGUUGAAAUGGCCAAGCUUGACAGACACCUUUUGGGGUCGAAACGUUGCUGUUGUGGUUCCUAAUAUAGUACCUGUCUUGAAUCAAGGAGUGCCAGGACCUCUGUCUCUCCCAAAAUGACCUGCUCGGUUGCUUAAGUUUAUUUUAGGUUUCAGUAGUCAUAACUGCCUGUUAUAACACCACAUCAAUAAAAAGAACCGGAAUUGUAUCCAGUGAUUUCCAGUGUAUUUUAGUUCUCAGCCUUUUUUACAAAUCCAUAGUCAGACAAACAGAUCAGUAUUUACAAAAACACCAAAUCAUAGCUCAGGAAACAGAUUUUCUUGACCAUGAUGGCAAGACUCUUUAACCCCUUAAGGACGUGUGACAUGUCAUGAUUCCCUUUUCUUCCAGAAGUUUGGUCCUUAAGGGGUUAAAAUUCAUACCACGGAUGUAAAGGCAAAAUAUGUCCAGAAAAUGUUUUGACUGUAGUAGCAUUUUAAAUUCACUCAUUAACGAUACCACUAUGCUUUCAGAUACAUUCACAGACUAUCAUCCGGGAACAGGAGUUGACAAACAUGUGGAAGAAGCGAUUUGAGGAAGAGCAGAAGAGGGGCCUUUGGCUUCAAGGAGACUUGAUGGUAAAAACCCAGGAACUGGAAAGUGCUUCAGAAGAGAGCAGACAGGAGAAGAUCAAGAUGAGGAAGAUGGUGGAGGAGCUGAAUGGUCUUCUUGAUGGACAAACAGAAAGGCAAGGUGCUACAGGACAAGAAUUUUACACGUCGGACUUAUGUGGUCUUCUUAAUCGGGUAGUAGAGCAAGCGAAAAAAAAUAACGAACAUCAGCAAACUGAAAGAAAGCUACAGGAGGAAAAAAUAAAAAUUCUCACAGAGCAAACUGCGGACAUUAAAGAACUCCAAGUGAAACACCAAGAAGAAGUGAAACAACUUCAAGAAGCGGCAACUGCUGCAAGAGAAAAUGAAGAUUGGGCACGUCAAAGAGUAGUGGAGUUGGAAGGUCAUCUGGAGAACAUGAGGGAGGUGCUGUCUCAAUUCGAGAAGAGGAAGAGGAUACAGAGUACUGUGGUGGAGGAUCUGCAGGAACAGAUCUCAGAGGUUAUUAAAGAAAAGGAGGAGCUGGAGAUGUUACUGAAAAACCUUCAGGAACAGGAAGAUACUAUGGAUGACCACAAGAAAGAGAGACUUCAUAAUGACCACAUCUUGGAGAAAACCAACAUCACUGUGUUGAAGGAAUUUCUACAGAAAUUGAGAACAGACUAUAGCAAUUUACAGAAUAAAACCUCAAGUUUGCAAGUUGGAAGUGAGAAUUUAAAGAGUUGCUCGGGUUUUGUGCCUGGGGACGUUUUAGAAAAAAACGCAGGGAAUUUUAACAAGACUAUUACGGACAUGGAGAAAUAUCUUACCAGUAUCGAUAAAAGUCAGAUUAAUAUGUCUGUAAGUUUAUCAGAGAGACCUGACUCAGGAUUGGGUCUACCCGAUACAGUAGGUGAGCACAAGGAAAGACAUAAAAAUAUAAAUGGAGGACUUUAUCAUCAAUUAAUACAAAAGGUGGACUUAAACUUGCCUUAUUCCCAAAGUGGAUUUACACAUUCUUCUGGAGGCCAGGCCACCAAAACUGAAUGUAAAGCACUAGGAACUCCUCAUAUUUUGAAUAUCACAGCUACACCGGAAAUUAAGCACUCAAGCACUGAUUACAAGGACAACAUUGAUUCAUUAAAAAAUAACAUUCAGGAGCUACAGGUUGAGUUGUCAGGUCUCAAAGUGUCGCAUGACCAAGUCAUCACGCAGAUGAACCUUAACAGUCAGGAGAAGCAGAACUUAGAAGAAGGUCUUCUUGCCCUGCAGGAACGUCUACAGGGAGAGUAUGCUUUGAGGCAAGAAAUGGAUGGUCAAUGCAAAGACUACAAGCAACAAAUUCUUCUCUUGACAGAUGAACUGGUGGCAGAACGACGAAAGCUCCAUCAGCUGAAUUUAAGACUUGCAGCCCAGGAGAAUGAAAUGCUUACAUUGAGAGACAGUUUCCCUCCUGAAAUACUGAAAGAGGAACACAUGAAUAGAGGGGAGAUGUUCAAAUCGGACAUUUUGGAGGAGCUGUAUUGGAACGUAGGCACUCUAGUAAUGAAAUAUAGUGAGGUCUUGAAGCAGAAGGAAGCAUUACAAAAAGACAAUCAACAGCUCAAAGAAAGUCAGACUCAGAUUAUACCAAUAACCGAGCACAACAAUAUACUUAAUGAAGUAACAAACAAAUUGGACACACAGAUCAAAGAAACAGAUAUGAUGAAGCAGAAACUCUUCCAAGCCAUGGGGAACAUUGUAGAGCUAAGGGAUCAACUUGAGAAUCAAGCCACAAACUCCAUAACCAUAGAAGAACAUGGAAAGGAGGUGGCAAGUCUGGAAAAAACAGUGGCAUCUAUAAGGGAAGAGAAUCAAGCGUGUAAACUUGAGCUAGAAAAUAAAAAUGAGGAAAAGGUGCUGCUGAAAGAGCAACUUGAGCAGAAAGUAGAGGAGUUACAGACAAUAAAAUCUAGAGAAGCAGAGAGCUUAACCAAUUAUGAACAACUCAAGAGCAGGCUUGAGGUCCAGCUCCAAAGUUCCAGGGAGGAAAUCCAGAUCUUAAAAGAGAAAAUUACAGAGGCCUCCAGAGAAGCUUUGAGCUCCAAUGGCCUGUUUUCCUCUGAGAGGGAUAGGUCCAUGAAGCUUGAAGAGAGCAUGAAAGAUCUGGAGAGAGGCGCGGCAGAGCUAAAAAUAAAGACACACAACUGUGAAGAAGAAAAUCGGUGUCUGGAGAGAACAUGCGACGAUCUGAACAGAGAAUUGCAGGAGAAAAACAAGAAGGUAAAUUACUGGGACAUAAAUCUUUGCUCUCACAAACACUCAGAUUCUAGAUCAAUGAAUGCUAAUCUUGGCAUGGCAGAUAUUGGCCGAUUUCAUUUACCAUGAAGCUCAGCCAAUCUAAAAUGUCUGAAUAUAGAAAAUAAUCCAGGCACGCCAGCAUAUUCCAAACAAGGCAAUUUUAUUGGAACCACAGAGCAAAAAGCAACGUUUCAACCCCUUAGGCUUGACAAAGGCCCUAAGGGGUUGAAACGUUGCUUUUUACUCUGUGGUUCCAAUAAAAUUGCCUUGUUUGGAAUUUGUUGGAGUGCCUGGAUUAUUUUCUAUAUUCAAAUUCUACAUUUGGUCCUCUUUGGUACUGGGACUUGUCCAGCAUAGAACCCAGGAUUCCAGGACGAAGGGAUGAGUGCGCUUCCAUCACAUAUAUGACCAUCUAAACUGUCUGGGCAUUAACUUGAAAUGUACUUCACAGACAUCUGGAGUGGCAAGGUUAGCUAUUAAUUGCAGAAAAAGGACCAAAGUUGUUGAUUUAUUUAUUUUAAUAGAGGUUGAAAGAAAAGUGUAAUAUUGCAGCUUACAAAUCUACAACAUUAUUACCCUGCACUAAAAGCAUUCUUAAAAAAGAACACUCCAAGGACCAUAAGCACUACAGGGCACUAUAGUGGUUAUGGUGCCAGAAGUGCCAUUGUGAUCCCCUAGUGUAAGUAAUCAAACAUUUUUUAAUUUUUUUUUAAUUCUGUAUUUUUAUUGUGCAGGUAGGUACAUGACAAUUCCAUACGCCACAACAGCAUGCAUAUAGACUUAUAGACAUUCAUAUAAACUUAUUCGUGGCAUGAGGGCGUGCACAUUUUUAAAAAAUAUUAACAAAGGUGGUAUAACAGGCCUAACAUUGGUUAACGAUAACUGCAAUGUAGUUAGCUUGCGGGUGAGUUAGUAGUUUUACUGUAUCCUAUCGCAGUAUAUUUAAAAGCUUGGCAUACAAUUCUGGUUGAAAAACAAAACUUGUGGGACAAUCCUAGGGUACAGCAGACAUGUAUAGUAUUAAGUAGAUUAGGUAUGUGAGUAGUCAGGCGUGGCUGCAUGGCUAGUAUGAGUAACCCCCUAGGCUGUAUACUCUUAAGCAAAACUACAUUAUGCAUGUUUUCUCAGGAUUCCUAGUGACAGCAUUGUUAGAGUUUAUAUGAAAAGCAGAGUGAGAGGUCUCAGAAAAAUGGAAAUGAAACACAAAAAAAUGGGACAGAAAAUACUUUACGCCUUAUUCUCUGGUAUUAUGGUGUCAGAAUAAGGGUGGCUUGGUCAAAGAUUCCAGCGUCAGCCAAUGCCCAGACUUGGGGGGGGGGAAUGGAGGCUGUCCAUGGGUUGUGCCAUGUGGAAGCUGGGCUUGAAUGCUCUCCAGCUCUGGGUCGUGGUGAAGAGCAGCAUCGCGGGGCUAGAGGUUCGGGUCCUCUGUCUUGAGGCCAAGUCUCUUUGAUGUAAGGGACGGCUCGUGCUCCUGCUGUAGCGUUGCCGCCAGCGGCGGGGGAUUCUCAGCCUCCGCAGCAGAUGUCUGGGUGGCCUUGGGCCUUGUCUGGUCAGUUUGCGCUGUGUCAGGCAUUUGAUGUGUGAGUUCGCCUUGAGGGGGCCUGCUCACAUCCCGCUUCACUCUGCUGUGCUCUUGGUUCUGACAUGGUGUCUCCAUGGCGAGGGCCUCUAACUUUGCCCAGAAGUUUGUAAAGAGCCUAUCUACGUUGUGGAGCAGACUCUCACAUGUGCUCUGGAGUGACAUCGCAAUUUGUUCCAUGUCAGGAGUGUCCGCCAUUUUGUUUGAUGGUUGCUGUUUAAUCUUGUUGCUUGAUGGCUUCUUGUAGCCGGCUUGUUGAUGCUGGGUAUGUCGGGGGGGGGGAGGGGGAUCGGGAUGACCCCCACAGGUCCGGGAGGGGGGGGGAGGGGACAGCUUGGAGCUAUUUGCACUCCGCUGGGUAUAGGGCUUGGAGAGUGGCCGCCUCUUCUCUGCCCACGUUUGUGUAGGCCGCAAGCCUGAACGACGGCUUUUCAGUGCCGAAACGGCUGGAUUUUGGUAUCCCUGGAUGCACCGUCGUUCCCUUAUCUGGGUAGUCGUCGGUGGCUGGUCGGAUUGGCGAGUGGUCCUGGUGAUUCGUAGUUUAUCAGUCCCAGUCUGUGGAGCCCAGGCGAUGCACGUUUGAUCAGCUCUGCAUCCAGGCUCCGCCCCGCCAAACAAUUUUUUUUUUUUUUUUUUUUUUUAACAGUUUGACUUUUUAUCUGGAUUCUCCAGGUGCUAAUCCACACCGGCACUACUUCAGACAAGGCUCUGAAAGCUUAUAUCUGGUGGUUAAAGACUUGGCUCACUGUCUCAGGGCGAUCAGCUAAUGUUCUCAGUCAAUGAGACAGUGCUCCACUGCAAGGCUUAGCUAUGGACAAUUCAAGACUUGAUGAGGAGCUUCCGGCUCCCAGUGUAGACUGCGAGCAGUGCCAUGUGGACACCCGGUAAGAUCUCCAACCGUUCUAAAACCAGUUAGACUACUUAUAAUGGGGCAUGACAGGGUACUCCCCCCAUUGUAGUGGUUAUGGUGCUUGGGGUGUUCCAUUAAAGCAACAAUGCACCACAAAUAAGAUGAUUAUUUAAAAUAAAAUGCAAGUUUUUCAAUAUUAAGCAAGUCAAGCCCUACAUUGCUUUUCCAGGUGAGAGUACUCUUUGGGAGACUUAUAUUAUGUCCUGGGGCCACUUGAGGACAAGACACGCUUUGUGUGCGGGCCGCGAGCCCCGAUAACCAUGUUAGGAUAUCUUUGUAAUGAGUGCAUGUAAUUUAACUUUGAAUCCCUUGGUUUACCCUAAACUCCAUGGAGCAGCCAUUUUAAUUCCUCUUCGGUCAGAAACAUUUCUUGUAUGCCAACUUUAUGGAUAGUUUGAAGGUCUGAAAGUGCACAGAGUUCAUGUUUGAGAUGGCCUGCGUUUGGCCAAGACAGUAGGAUUUGUGAAAACACAUUAUCUCUUGAAUACCUGUAUGGUUUGGGGUUCGCUAAAUUGUGCUUGUGAUUUGAUGACUAAAGAUGGCUGCUUCCACAAAAUAUGGAUAAGCCAGAAAAUGCAUUGAAAAGAUUAUUUAUUUUUUACUUAUUUGUUAGUAUUACAUCACACAAAGUGGUUAUACAAUAUGUCAUCUUUAAUCUAAAAUAAUAAUAAAUGGGUGACAGUCCUUUAAGGUCACUCAUACUAUUACUUCAACUGUAUUGAUAUCAGAUUACUAUAUUGACACUAGCUCUGGGCUUUUAACUGUAUAUAACUUUAUACAAGUCCUAUGGCAUGCCAGGCAAGGAAUAUUCAUUACAGGUUGAGUACACGUGAAAUAACAUCAGAUAUUUAAUUUGCUCUGUUACUACGUUCCAUUCAUAUGUGAAACAUACUCCGAUCUAUUCACUAAACCAGAAGGUCUGGGAACUGCUAAGGAAACUGUAAAUUUAGCGAAUAAACCUCACUUUGUCCAAAACCGCUUACAAUGUUUCCAUUAAAGUAACGUGUACUCUUUUUUUUCCACCGACGUGUCUCCAGGAUGCAAUACUAAUUUUAGGUUAAAAUAGCCAACCUAAAUUUGUAACGCACUCUUUAACGAGUGGUUUUAUCUUUGUGUGUUUGCCCAAAUUCCAGAGACUUUAGAUGACUAUGGACUAUGUGACAUAUAAUGUUUUGAGUUCUAAAACAUAUAUGCAUAUAUCAUGGCCCUUCAUACAGGCAUACUUAUCCCUUUUGGAGACUUGAAAUUCUGUUAAUUCUCAGCAAUCGGCAAAUGCAUUUCACCACAAUACGUACUAAUACAGGCUGUUGCUCAUCAAUGCAGGAAGUGCGAAUGGAAUGCCAUUUAAAAAAAUAUAUAUAUAAAAUUGUUAAAUCCUUCUCCCUUUCUUUUUAUAUAGUAUUUUUAUAGUCAAGCAAAGGCAUGCACACCAACACAUACCUCCCAACAUUGGGAGUUAUGAACUCCGAACAUACCAGGUGGGCAAGAUUAAAUGGGCUUGACAUGACGACACGUGCAUCACUUAAGACCCAAAAUGGUCAGUCUUGUCUCGAUAUACAACAGGAAUGCAGGGCAGGCUUACUAACAGACGCCCACUCAGGGUAGACCUGGCACAGAGCACUGCUAAAGCAGUCGGUCCUAGUGCCCGUAGCACAUUACACCCGCUAGAGACAGUUAACCUGGAACAUAUUGUGAUAUUGAGACAGGACCUUGUUAUCGGGACAUUCCCGCCAAAUUCAAAACUGUUGGGAAGUAUGCCAAAGUUAUACUUGAAGAGCUAGCAAUAUUAGUGGGACAAACGAUUUGUUAAAUUGUGCUUGUUUUCCUACUUGGGCAACUGGUCAACCUUUUUAGGCAGUUAUUAGCAAUGCACGAUGCCCAUGUCUAACAACAUUUUUUAUCUUUUGUUUAAAUGCUUGGAAUCAAAAAUAGAAAAAAAAAAAAAGUCUGUAAAUAGAAUAUAGAUAUUAAUAGAAAUAAUAUUAACCCAAUGAGUUUGUAUAAGUCUGUUACAGUUACUCCUUUAGAAAUACUUUAUUGAAUGGAAAUUUAAACUUGGUUAAUGAAGGAAAAGCUGACGUAGAGUUGUAGGAAUCGUGUAAAUGGUGCAGAAUUUCAUUAAUCCUUUAAAGAGUAAACGAAUACAGACAUGAAUGGCAUACGGUGCAGAAUUAUUUAUUUAACCAAAAUUUUAUUCAUUUUUAUUUAUUUAUUUUAAAAUAAAGAUGGAGGAAUCGUUGAAGGAACUGGAUUCACUGGCAAAGGAAGUCCGUGAGCUGCAGAGGAAAUACGACCAUCUGAAUGCCGAACUUGAGGUAAUGACUAGGACCCAGGGUGGCCAACUGUCAUUGAACUACAACACCCAUGAACCUGCAGUGGCAGAGUCCGAGCCAGUGCCAAGGGACAUGGGCGCUGGACUGAUUUAAGUGACAGAAGAGGUUUUUGACCCUGCACCACGGGGAGGGUUGGGAGCAUCAUAGGAAGUGAUAGUGCCGGGAACACAACUUUGUUUUACAGGCGCUAUAGUUUCCCUUUAACUAAAGUCAGCUGAUACCCAGCAUAAAAAAAAUUAAAAAAACAACUAAACUGUACUGUGGGAAAUGGCAAGCAGAGAGCUGCUGCUCACUCUUAGAAUAAGGAUACUUAUCAGUCCCUCUCCACAAUAAAUAGGGAAGGGAAAAAAAAACAACAUCACUACACUACUUGUACAAGUAAAACAAUAUCUUGUUCUAGGGGUGUCCUAGCGGCACCCAUUCUGUGCUUUGUUUGCUUCACAAUGUACUUUUCAUGUUUAAGUCUACCAAUGCAUACCGGUGGUACCACGCUCUCCCAAUGUGUUUAGAUUCAUGGCUUUGUGCAUUCCAUCUCAUUUUUUCUUGUGACUCUUUUUCAUUCUCCCUUCUCUCCUCCCUCCGCUUUACCAGUUUUUUCCUGACCAUGUGAGCUCAUGGGAUAUUACCUGUUUAUAUGCUUUAACGAUCUUAUUUUGAACAGAGCGUACUUUGUCAUGAUCUAGGUGUACAGAUGUAUCCGCUAUGUUUUCUUUGAGUUCCAAUAGCUGGUUGUAUGGCAGUCUGUCAUGGGCUGAGCCUGCCUGGCCUCGUGGCAGUGUAUAUAAACUAGAUGCAAUUGAAGGAGAUGCAAGCAAUAUCCCAGCACAUGCAGUCACAUAGAAUGUGAUGAAAUACCUUGAUCACUACAUUUCCCGGCCACAGUUAGAGUAGAAGAGAACUGGUUCACCCUACAAUAACCAUACGUCAGAUUUUUCUUUAGACUAGCCUUGGCUAAACUACCACGUUUAGUCUAUAACUCGUGCUGUCUUUUGCAGGAGACAAACAAACGACACCAGGAAAUUGUUUCGAUUUACAGAACUCACCUGCUCAACGCUGCUCAGGUAAGGACAUCUAUACGAGUGACUGAAACGGGCAUUCAUCCGGUUAAAAACCAGAUAUGCAGAAUGAAAAAGAGGAGAAAGAUACGGAUUAAUAAAAAUAGCCCUCAUAAAUGGGAUUACAGUCCAGAAUCCAUUGGAGCACAUUCAGGUUACAGUUAACUGUAAUGAAUUGAAACAAACUAGCAUUUAGGCAAAAACUAACAAAUUGGAAAAAAAAUCUACGAGCCAGCUGCAGUCUCAGCUUGACUAUAUUUCCCAAAAGUUCACUACAAUUCAUUGUUUAACUUAAAAGGGACACUAUAGGCACCAGAACAACUACAGCUUUAUGAAGUAUUCCUGGUGUCACCUGUGCUUUAGGUUUUUCAAUGUGAACGCUGCCUUUUUUAGAUAAAAGACAAUGUUUACAUUACUGCCUAGUAACACCUAUAUUGGCAGUCACUCAGACGACCAUUAAAGGUGAUUCAUGCAGCACUGACGUUCAGUGUCUCCACCACCUGUAUGGAGGCGCUGAACGUUCCUUAUAGAUAUGCAUCUCUAUGGGGAGAUGCUGUUUGGUUCAACGCUGUGUGAUGGAUUGGCUGAGAUGAUCAAUUAUGAUUAUCUCAGCCAAGGAGGUGGAGUCGAGCCUGCGGAGUUGUGAGGCGCUAGAAUAAAAGAGAGUUUUAACUUUUUUAUCACUUAUAGCUAUAAAUACCAGCAAAAAAUAAACAAAUUAAAUCACCGGUAAGAUCUCAGAUAGAGUAUUGUGUUCAGUUCUAUAGAGCAGAUCUCCAGGAGGAUAUAGAGAGGUAGUGAUAGUACUUUAUAGAUCCCUAGUAAGAUCUCACCUAGAGUAUUGUGUUCAGUUUUAUAGAGCAGAUCUCCAGGAGGAUAUAGAGAGGUAGUGAUAGUACUUUAUAGAUCCCUGGUAAGAUCUCACCUAGAGUAUUGUGUUCAGUUCUAUAGGGCAGAUCUCCAGGAGGAUAUAGAGAGGUAGUGAUAGUACUUUAUAGAUCCCUGGUAAGAUCUCACCUAGAGUAUUGUGUUCAGUUCUAUAGAGCAGAUCUCCAGGAGGAUAUAGAGAGGUAGUGAUAGUACUUUAUAGAUCCCUGGUAAGAUCUCUCCCAGAAUACGGCUAUGUGUAAAAUUCACUCCUGUAACUUACUGAUUUUGCAAUCUAUUGUAUGUAAACCUGUUGAAAGGCUUUUCAAAUGCUUUCGUUUCUGCUUAACAGGGCUUAAUGGAUGAAGAUGUCCAUCUUACAUUGCAUUGGAUACUGAAGAUGCAAAGUGAUGUUGUUUACUAAAUUGAGUUGGUGGCCAAGUAUAUAAAAUGGGACAUGUGCCUAAAACUGAAAGCUGUAUUAAUGGAGAUAUGCCCAGUACUAAACAAAUGCUGCAUUUGGUGCCAAUUUAAAUGUCUGUAAAAAAAAGAGAGAGUCAUUAAAAAUAAGAAACACGUUACCCUAUCCCUAAAAUAGGACAGAAUCCCAUUAUUUACACCUUUCAUGGCCAAUAGACUGAGAAACUACUGUCUCCAUUGCCAGUCAAACACAGGCAUUAUUUUGCUUAUUCGGUAAUAUUAUAUUUAUUAACUAAGUGGAAUGUUUAGUUACAUCAAAUUGAAUUUGUCUAAACAUGAAGUUUAAAGUGCACUGUUGCAGGUGCUGUCAAAAUGCCAAAAAUGCGUUUGACAUUAACAGGGCGUGUGAAAUAUGUAACCGUAGCUGAAUAAUAAAAUAAGAAUUUGAGUGCAACUUCCAGAUCACUAGCUAAAAAUAGAAUUUUUAUUUUAUGUUAUUUUAGAACGCACCUGGAGACUAAACUCAGGCCUCAGUGAUGUCAUUAUUCUGUGACAAAAAAGCAAUAUAAUUGUUAUGUCUUCACUGUGUCCCAGGGAAUGUGACAAUACCACGAGCGAUUUUAAUAGUUUUGUAUUUUUUACUACCAAAUUUAUCAAAGAAAUAAGACUUAUCAGCACUAAUUCCCUGCUGCUCUGAUUAGUGAAUAUAUGCAGUAUAUUUAUUCAGAUUUUAAAUUUUUACCAAUAUGAGUUAAUUUCCAAUACUGACCUUAUGGUUAAUAAUAUAGCCCCACGUCUAUGUAUUUAGCCUAUUCUGUACAGAGUGCUUCUCCUGUGUAAAUAGUCUGUUAGCUCAUGAAAAGCACAGUAGUAUUACGUAGUAGUUUCCACGCAGCAAGGCAAUACGUUCUUAAUAGGGCACUGCAUUUUGGUGACAUCAGAAUAGAAUAUUUUUCCAGCCAUGAGAAACUGCCAUUUGCAAUUUUGCACAUUGAGCUCCCCUUAGACUCUUUGCUAAAAACCCCACUUUAUUAUAGUAAGGGCUAACAGAAACACACCUUUUAAUCCUUUAAAAAUGGCAUGAUUUAUAAACAGUACUGUACUGAUGACGUGUGUUUUUUUUUUUUUUUUUAAAGCAUAGCCAUUAUAGCAUUGCUCAAUUAAUGCACAGCAUUAUGAAAUUACAUUUUCAUGGGAAAACUAUUCAUGAACACCCAGAGAAAAAGGUGCAGACAUAACUAAUUCAAAGCGCUGAAAAGCUAUUUAAAGCUGUGCUUUACGGAUUGCGAUCAGUGACGGUUUUACAUCCUGGAAAGUAAGUGUGUGAGGUCAUUAAUAAAACGCUGUUUUAGACAGGAUUCAUUGCCCCGUCAUCUAAAAAAAAAAUCAAUGCCUUCACUCGCCAAAAUAUGUCAGAUCCUGUUUUAUAGUGCAGCACAACGUUAUUUUUUGUUCUGAGGCUCUCUCGUUUUAUAAAUAUACAUCUGCUUCACACAUCCGUAUAAAAGAGAAGUUCUAAAAAUCAGCCAGGAAAUUCUAUUGAAUGUUUACAUAAAAAACAGCAGACUACAGACAAAUAAAAAUACCACGAAGAAGAAAUUCUAAUAAAAAUUCAGAUCUCUUCUUCUAAACAAUAUAUUUUUGGAAGCUUUCAAAAUUAAAACUCUGAAUAUCCACCACCACCACCACAAUCAUCCUCCAUUUUGUUUCUGUGGCCUUACCUUACCAUGAACUGAAAACCUCAGCCCAAGUGUGCAAGUUAAGCUGCAAAAUAUACCUUCCAUUUUGAAGCUGGUAUAUACUUACUAAAACCAGUGUUUACUGGUAAACGUACUUUUUAGCCUUUGUUAAUUCUCAGUAAUCGCUACUGUGGAGCAUAUCUUAGAAUGCAAAUGAACUUGGAGGAUUUUUUGUAUAUGUGUGAAAUAAUAGACCCUUUCAACGCAAACUCUACUGUGGGGUCUCGAUGUAUUGACUCUGAAAAUACAUUAAAACAACUUGUUCAUCUGCCAGAACACCCAGUUCAGUAGCCAAAGCUGGGAGCUCAGUGAUUAAUUCACCAACUGUCCUAUUUUACUGGAAUUCCAAGAGCUAUACACAAACAUGCAGAUGAACAGCACAAUCCCAUUUAAACAGUUACUAAUUAUACCUGCUAAAAGGCAGUAAUGACUAAUCUUGGCUCCCACAGAUGUUUGCAAACUACAUUUUCCAUGAUGCUCCAUGGCUGAAAACAAAGUGCGUGGGGUGGCAAAGUUUGGCCAUUACAGGUCUAGGGAAUGAUUGUGUUUUGUUUGUAUUUAUAGUUGAAUAAGUUAAAUAUAUUUUUUAUUGUACGAAUUUUUAAAAGAAAAUGUCAGAUGCUUACAGUAAAUGAGAAUUGUAUUUUUUAUUUAUAUAUACAUAUAUUAUUUUUUUUGUAGUGGGCGUUAUAUUUUGAGCAGAGGUCAAACCGCAAACUUUGUGUCAAUUCAGAAGGGUUUAGAAUAACCCAACGGCUGUGUAUUAUACUAAAAAUUGUGCUGUUUGCAUAUAUUUUUCAUUCAAUAAAAUUAUUCUUAUUCAAAUGACUGCCUAGUUUUUUUGACCUACACAUUCAUCAGGGGACAAUCAUGCUGUAAGUUGUUACGACACUAUGAGAAACAUCGCCUGGAGGAAUUACAGUCUAGGAGUGUAAUGGGUGACCCUGUCCCAAGGAGUUUAGAAUCUAGUGGUUUAAUGUAAGAUCCUGUUCUAAGAAGCUUACGGUCUACUGCUAUAAUGAGAGGCCUUGCACCAAAAUCUGAUAAAGAGCUGUAUGUUCACAGUGAAUUUUAAGAUUAGCUACAAUGGUGUAAAUACCAUCACUAUUACAAUAACGUUUUGUUGACUCAAAGAUCUUAAUAUAAAAUCCUGCCAGCAGUAACAACAUCACACAUUGCUAAUAUAAACUGUUUUCCUGAAUGUAAACAUUGGUGCAGGUUUGUUGAACGAGCACUAGGCCGCUAUCUUCUCUUUCCACAAAUUGUGCCUACCCUUUCAUUUUCUGCUUUGUUUAUUGCAAUCAAAACAGUAUUUUAAUAAAACACAGUUUUAUGUUUGGAGUAAACCUGCCGGCAUUGUCCACCCCCCAUCCUUCACAGCCAUUGUACCAGUGUUUUCCUAUGGGGAAGCUUGGAUGUGUGCACUCACUGCGCAUGCACAUUGGGCCCCCAAUGCUCCCCAACGAGGCUGCACUAAGUUGUGUCAAAAAUUGAGGUGGCCAUGGUGUAGUGGUAGGCAGAGAAGUAAGCAGUGCUGAGGGGGACAAGGCAUUGGAAAAAGGUAAAAGUAAAUAAUGUAUACGAUUAAUUUCUAUGGCACACAUGGGGGAGACAGGAGCACCUAUCCAACUACGAACGGAAAAACGAAAGCAUUGAGAAUACAAAUUUGUACUCCAAAUGCUUUAAAGUCCCUUUAAGUCAAGAUAUCUGAGUUAGAAAGGAAAUCGUGAUUAUACACACACACACAACCAACUCCCCCAUGUGGCUAUUUUGGGAACCUAUAGAAAUGUGACAAGUUCUGAAAAUCUGACGCAUUCACACAUAUUGCUUAGCAUUCUGGGUGUGUACUGACUGGGAGUUCUGUAUAUUGCAACGUUUUAAAUAUACACUCUGUACGACUACCUCCAUUUAUCAGUGGGUUUGUAGGGGGCAUGGACUUUUUAUUUUUACUGUGGUUGGUUUUGUUUAUAUCAUUGCCAUGUGACAAUACACACUUUUCCAAGAAUCUCUAAUUAAACGUGCGUUAUAUUAAUUGCAAUGUCAGAUUGGAUUGCCAUUUAGCCAAUAUUAACAUAUAUCUGACUAUUGGGCCUCUCAUAUCCUAUGGACUAUGAAUACAGGAGAGUGACAGCCACAACCCCCUCUGCUCACUACUGCCCAACUCCCACAAUGCUUUGCCACACCCCAGGCAGUCGUUUCCAUGGUGAUGCUGGGGAGGAGCCAGGGGACUUAUUGUUGGCUGAGGUUAGGGACUGUCUGCAAAAAGCAAACUCGAAAGGAAAAUGUAGAUAUUGUCUUAUGUGUGCAGUGCAGGGCAGAGGGGAUACACUGAGCAGAGGCAGGAUAGGUAUAAUGGUUACAGUGCCGGGUAUAAUGGUUACACUGCCGGGUAUAAUGGAUACAGUGCCGGGUAUAAUGGUUACAGGGCCGGGUAUAAUGGUUACAGGGCCGGGUAUAAUGGAUACAGUGCCGGGUAUAAUGGAUACAGUGCCGGGUAUAAUGGUUACAGGGCCGGGUAUAAUGGAUACAGUGCCGGGUAUAAUGGAUACACUGCCGGGUAUAAUGGAUACACUGCCGGGUAUAAUGGUUACACUGCCGGGUAUAAUGGAUACAGGGCCAGGUAUAAUGGUUACACUGCCGGGUAUAAUGGAUACAGUGCCGGGUAUAAUGGAUACAGUGCCGGGUAUAAUGGAUACAGUGCCGGGUAUAAUGGAUACAGUGCCGGGUAUAAUGGAUACAGUGCCAGGUAUAAUGCUUACAGUGCCAGGUAUAAUGCUUACAGUGCCAGGUAUAAUGGAUACAGUGCCGGGUAUAAUGGAUACACUGCCGGGUAUAAUGGAUACACUGCCGGGUAUAAUGGUCACACUGCCGGGUAUAAUGGUCACACUGCCGGGUAUAAUGGUCACAGUGUCAGGUAUAAUGGUUACAGUGCCAGGUAUAAUGGUUACAGUGUGAGGUAUAAUGGAUACAGUGCCGGGUAUAAUGGAUACAGUGCCCGGUAUAAUGGAUACAGUGUGAGGUAUAAUGGUUACAGUGCCGGGUAUAAUGGAUACAGUGCCAGGUAUAAUGAUCACAGUGUCAGGUAUAAUGGAUACAGUGUGAGGUAUAAUGGUUACAGUGCCGGGUAUAAUGGUUACAGGGCCAGGUAUAAUGGAUACAGGGCCAGGUAUAAUGGAUACAGGGCCAGGUAUAAUGGAUACAGGGCCAGGUAUAAUGGAUACAGGGCCAGGUAUAAUGGAUACAGGGCCAGGUAUAAUGGAUACAGGGCCAGGUAUAAUGGAUACAGUACCAGGUAUAAUGGUUACACUGCCGGGUAUAAUGGAUACAGUGCCAGGUAUAAUGGAUACAGUGCCAGGUAUAAUGGAUACAGUGCCAGGUAUAAUGGUUACAGUGCCGGGUAUAAUGGAUACAGUGUCAGGCGUAAUGGAUACAGUGCCAGGCGUAAUGGUUACAGUGCCGGGUAUAAUGGAUACACUGGUAUAAUGGAUACAGUGUCAGGUAUAAUGGAUACACUGCCGGGUAUAAUGGAUACACUGCCGGGUAUAAUGGAUACACUGCCGGGUAUAAUGGAUACAGUGCCAGGUAUAAUGCUUACAGUGCCAGGUAUAAUGGAUACAGUGCCAGGUAUAAUGGAUACAGUGCCAGGUAUAAUGGUCACACUGCCGGGUAUAAUGGUCACACUGCCAGGUAUAAUGGUUACAGUGCCAGGUAUAAUGGUUACAGUGCCAGGUAUAAUGGUUACAGUGCCAGGUAUAAUGGUUACAGUGUGAGGUAUAAUGGAUACAGUGCCCGGUAUAAUGAUCACAGUGUCAGGUAUAAUGGAUACAGUGUGAGGUAUAAUGGUUACAGUGCCGGGUAUAAUGGAUACAGUGCCAGGUAUAAUGAUCACAGUGUCAGGUAUAAUGGAUACAGUGUGAGGUAUAAUGGUUACAGUGCCGGGUAUAAUGGAUACAGUGCCAGGUAUAAUGAUCACAGUGUCAGGUAUAAUGGUUACAGUGCCAGGUAUAAUGGAUACAGUGCCAGGUAUAAUGGAUACAGUGUGAGGUAUGAUGGUUACGUACCAGGUAUAAUGGAUACAGUGCCAGGUAUAAUGGAUACAGUGCCAGGUAUAAUGGAUACAGUGCCAGGCACAGGUAGUUUCAAUGAAUACACCGUGCAAAGGAAGGAUAGGUAUAAUGGUUGCAGUGCCAGGCACAGGUAGAUACAAUUAUUAUUAUUGUUAUUUAUAUGGUGCCAUCACAUUCCGUAGUGUUGUACAAUGGGUGGACUAACAGACAUGUAAUUGUAACCAGACAACAUAGGGGUUGAGGGCCCUGCUCCAUGAGCUUACAUUGUAGAGAGAGUGGGGUAUUGUGACACAGAGGGUAAUAGUAGGGGUAUGAAAUACAUAGUUAGAAAAGUAUUCAUUGAGGGCUUAGUAGGUCAUUUUUGACAGUUGCAGGAGGGGAGUCAUGGAAGGUGGGGGAUAAAAACCUGCUAACAGUUUAAAGGGAAACUCCAGAAAACAAUCAGUUUUCCUGGCACUGCAGGUCCCCUCUCCCUCCCACCUCCCAGUCCCCGAUUGCUGGAGGGGUGAAAACCCCUUCAGGUCACUUACCUGAGACCCCACCGAUGUCCCUCAGCGGUGGUUUCUGUUCACCGCCGCUCCUCCCCAUCAUUACGUCAGUCGGUGGGCGAGACUGAUCCUGCCCACCGGCCGGGGAGACCUAAUGUGCAUACGUGGCAAUGCCGUGCAUGCGCAUUAGAGCUCCCCAUAGGAAAUGAUUAAAGAUGCUUUCAUAUGGGGAAUUGAGUGACACUGGAGUUCCUCACACAGUGACGCUCUAGCACAGGUUUUCUGUGCUAUAGAGCAGGAAGUGCCCUCUAGUGGCUGUCUAGUAGACAGCCACUAGAGGUGGAGUUAACCCUGCAAGGUAAUUAUUGCAGUUUAUGGGCAGACUAGAUGGGCCGAAUGGUUCUUAUCUGCCGUCACAUUCUAUGUUUCUAUGUAAUUACAGUUGCAGGGUUAAGUGUAGUGGGAGUUCACACUCAGACCACUCCAAUGGGCAGAAGUGGUCUGGUUACCUGGAGUGUCCCUUUAAUUGAUAUGCUUUCUUGAAGAAGUGAGUUUUCAAUGAUUUUUUGAAUGAGUGGAGACUAGGUGAAAGUCUUAAAUAGAAGAGAAGGGGUGCAGCCCUGGAAAAGUCUUGGAGGCGAGCAUUAGAGGUGGGAGUACGGACAGAGGAUAUACGUGGGUCUUUGGCAGAGCGUAGGGGCCUCAACAGGACAUACUUGUAUAUUAUGGAGGAUAGGUAGGUUGGAGCAGCAUUAUGUAGGGAAUUGUAAGCAAGCACCAGAAUUUUAAAUUGAGCCCUAUAUCUAACUGGAAGCCAAUGUAGGGACUGACAGAGGAGGAGGAGUGGGAGGUUCGGGCAAACUGAAAAAUGAGCCUCACCGCCCCGUAGCGGAGUAGUAGUUUUAUCCAUGGUAUCUCCGCUGGUAGACAGGAUGAAGCAGGUACAAAGUAGGCAAAAUGCAGGUAGCAUUCUCCCAAGAACUAGACAACACAUAGCUUGGAGGUCAACUGAGGUUUUAAUCACAGGUCACAGUAUAUAUGCGGUUACAAAUGUAAGGGGUUUCCCAAAUCACAUAAGAGGGGUUGUUCAGUAGUGGACUACAUGGGGGACUGAGCUUACAGUCUGAUUACCCAGCACACACUGCUAUACCAGAGAAAUAAUUACGUUAUUAACAGGCACAGUUAAAAGUAACAUUUUACAUUAAAUUCGCUAACUUUGGCAAUUCCCCACAUAUUUUACCGAAUGACCCCUCAUUAGAUUGCAGGGAUCGGUCGGUACAAUCUACCGAAGUACCGCUCUGAUCCCUGCAGAAACAACCGAAUGCUGCUCGCAAGUAACAUUUACCCGAACGGGGUUUUAGCAGAGAAAACUCACGAAUGGUUUUAUUUUCCGGAAGGAGAGAGGAGUUUCCCGACCGCUAUGGAAGUCCAGCGGUGUUUGGAAAUCAAAUAGCCGAUUUUGGUUCCAGGCACUCGACGACCAAACACCGCUGAACUCUUACAAAGCAAAGAUGGCCGCCGCCAUGUGUUCGUUACAGGAAUGGUGGCCACACACAGAACGCUCAUUAACAGAUGGAUACAGUGUUUCGGUUUUACUAACGAGUGGCACACGACUUUCUGGGGUGGUUUCCCAUUCGGUAUUUUGGUUCGUUUCACGAACAGGGUUUGAAUCCACUGUUCGUGAAACUUGCAACAGCGUGUUAGCGGUAUUCAUGUGCUGUAACGCACGAAUGCAUAUGAACAUUAGGUGAAAAUCUUUGCAUACGGAUAAAUAUAACAGGGGUUAAGUGGCUCACGAAUAGAGACACAAUAGAAACAAACAUCAGGCAUAUAUAUACAUAAUACUCUGUAAGUGGCUAGGUUUGCCACAGCCCCAUUCAUUAUAGAUUGCAGCGGUGCAAUCUGGGAACACGUAAGACCACUGAGAAGAGUAUUGCAGUAGUCCAGGCGAGAGAGAACAAGAGCAUGGACCAGCACCUUAGCUACAUCCGGGGUUAAAUAGGGGCGAAUGCGCACUAUGUUUUUGAGAUGGAUGCUACAGGAUUUGACGAUUGAUUAGAUAGGAGGGGUGAAGGAGAGUUUGGAGUCAAAAAGAACACCGAGGCAGCAAGCCUUCAAGGUAGAGGUGAUGGUAGCGCCAUUGACUUGGAGGGAGACAGACACAGGAGUAGUAACACUUGAGGGAGGAAAGACCAGAAGUUCUGUUUUGGACAGGCUGAGUUUAAUGAAGUGAGCAGCCAUCCAGCUGGAGAUUGAAGAGAGGCAGUCAGAGACACGAGUCAAGAUGGGCGAGAGAGAUCAGGAGAGGACAGGUAGAUUUGCGUGUCAUCCACAUAGAAAUGAUAACGGAAGCCAAAAGGAGCUGAUAAGUUUACCAAGGGAGUCAGUAUAGUUAGAGAACAGUAGGGGACCAAGUACAGAACCUUGGGGGACGCCGACAGAGUGGUUGGGGGGGGAGGUGGAAGAGGCAGAGUCAGAGAAAGAAACACUGAAAGAGCGCUGGGAGAGGUAGAAGGAGCACCAGGAGAGAGCAGUAUCUCGUAGACCAAAAUUACGGAGAAUGCGGAGAAGCUGUUGAUGAUCAACAGUGUCAAAGGCAGCAGAAAGAUCAAGGAGAAUUAUGAUAGAGUAGUGGCCGCGAGAUUUAGCAGCAAUUAAAUCCUUGGAUAGUUUGAUCACAGCCGUUUUGACAGAAUGACCAGUCUGGAAUCCAGACUGAAGGGGGUCAAUCAGAGAGUUGGAUUCAAGAAAAUCAGUAGCGUGAUAGGGCUGUAGUUGGAUGAGGAGUUGGGGUCAAGGCUGGGCUUUUUCAGAAUCAGGGUUACAGUUGCAUGUUUGAAGGGUGAGGGAAAUGUGCCAGAGGAAAGGGAGAGAUUGAAUAUUUUAGUGAGAGGAAGAGCAACAGAGGGAGACAAAGUGCGGAUGAGAUGCGAGGGAAUAGGAUCGAGGGAACAGGUGGUGGGGCGGGAGGACCGAAGCAGAGCAGAAACAUCUUCUGCUGGAGCAGGGGUGAAUGAGUAUAGAAUGGUGGAGGGAAUUAAUACACUGCGCAGGGGAAGGAUAGGUAUAAUGGUUACAGUGCCAGGUAUAAUGGUUACAGUGCCAGGCACAGGUAAUUACAAUGAAUACACUGUGCAGAGGAAGGAUAGGUAUCAAUGGUUACAGUGCCAGGUAAAAUGGUUACAGUGCCAGGUACAGGUAGUUGCAAUGAAUACAGUGCUAGGGGAUAUGGAGAUUACAUACGUGGCAAUGCAGUGCCAUGGGAAAAGGCUGGUCACAGGGCACGCAGUGCCAGAAGAGAGGAUGUCACAGGGCAAGCAGUGCCAGGGGAAAGUAAUGGCCAUAGUUCCUGCUGUGCCAGGGGAAAAGGCUGGUCACAAGGAAUGCAGUGCCAGGAUUAAGAGAUGCACACAAGGCAUGCAGUACCAGGGGAAAGUAAUGGUCAUAGUUCCUGCUGUGCCAGGGGAAAAGGCUGGUCACAGGGCAUGCUGUGCCAGGAUUAAGAGAUGCACACCAAGGCAUGCAGUGCCAGGGGAAUGAGCAGUUAUAAAACAUGCAGUGAAAAUGAUGGUCACAGGACAAGCAGUGCCAGGGGGAAAAGGUUGGUCAUGCAGUGCCAAGGGAAAGGGAUGGUUAGAGGGCAAGCAGUACCAGAGUAGGGCAGGUAUAAUGCAUGCAGUGUCAGGGGAGAGUGGUUGUAAGGAAUGUGAUGCCACUGGUGUAAUAAUGAUGCAUGUGGUUUCACAGGUGGGUGAUUACAGUGCCUAACAAUCCAAUUAGUCUUACUACCAAUUCCUAGCAUUUUGUUUAGAAUAGUUUUAACUGUAGUUACUUCUUGCAUAUCAUCAUCAUCCCCCUCUUUUAAUAUGUAGUGCCAUUUUACUACUUUAUUUUUAAUUUGGAUACUAUGGCCUAAAUUUGAAAUUCACUCUGAAUGCCUGACAAUUAACACUUUAUUAAAUAAGCCUGACAAAUUACUGAAAAAUAAUUUGCAACAAACAUAAAAAUAUGUCAGAAUCCCCAUUAGCCCAUUCCUUGUAGCGAAUGGGACAAAUUGGCUUGGAAAAGAUGGGAAUUAUAUUUAUUAUCUAAAAAUCUAAUUGUAGUCAACCGACAUCUGUUAUAUCCGAAUAUUAAUGAAUUACGGACACCAUUUCAUAGUUAAUAUUUUUAAAAAUGCAAUAAAUUGCAAAGUUAAGAGUAAGACAGCCACGCUGUGAGAUUAGUCAGGUUUGGAAGCGUUUCCAAGUCAGAUACUUUGCAAAUCACUUUUAAAUUCACCACAAUCCACGGCUUACUAUAGAAACCAAAACUAAUAUUGACAAUUUUCUCAAAUAAAGAUCAGAACAAGUAUUGUACAAAACAACUGCUUUUACACUACUUUUACCACUGCAGGAAAUAAAGCAUAAUAAUGCAAAACAUCCUAUUAAUCCUCCAUUAUAAUGCUCUCUGCAGUGCAACUUUAUCACAAUUAAAAUGGCAGUUUAUGUAAACAUUGUAUAUAGCAGUAUCACAUUAAAAUAUUCUGCACAUUGUACAAGUGGCCCUGACAGAAUUGACCACUAUGUUGGUUACCAUGUAAUUAUUUGAUUAUUUUGAGGGAUGAACCUGAUGACAAAAACUGAACUAUGCCUAGUAAAAUUAGGGUGUCUGAAGAUCAAGGGGAAUAUAGCUAUGUAAAACAUUGGAUUGAUAGACUUCUAGUAGAUUUAGAUGGUACCGACCUUUUGAGGCUGAAGAUCGGAGCACAAUCUCAGUCUUUCCAUCUAGAACUCAGGUGGGUAAUCAGGCCCAAAAGUUAAUCAAACAACCACCUGGUUUCAUCAGUAUGCUCUGUAUAGCACAGAAGGCGGCCUGCAUACAUACCUCCUUGGUGUCCCUAUUUAGGAGGGCAGUCCAUAUUUUGAGCAUAAAUCCCUUUGUCCCUCUUUUCUAGGAGUUUCCAUAUUGUUGGAGUGUCUGAGUAUAUAACAGAGCUCCACAGCAAUAAUACUCCCAGUAAUGUGUCUGAGUGUAUAACAGAGCUCCACAGCAAUAAUACUUCCCAGUAAUGUGUCUGAGUGUAUAACAGAGCUCCACAGCAAUAAUACUCCCAGUAAUGUGUCUGAGUGUAUAACAGAGCUCCACAGCAAUAAUACUCCAGUAAUGUGUCUGAGUGUAUACCAGAGCUCCACAGCAAUAAUACUCCCAGUAAUGUGUCUGAGUGUAUAACAGAGCUCCACAGCAAUAAUAAUUCCAGUAAUGUGUCUGAGUGUAUAACAGAGCUCCACAGCACACACUCCCAGUAAUGUGUCUGAGUGUAUAACAGAACCCACAGCAAUAAUACUCCCAGUAAUGUGUCUGAGGUAUAACAGAGCUCCAAAGCAAUAAUACUCCCAGUAAUGUGUCUGAGUGUAUAACAGAGCUCCACAGCAAUAAUAAUUCCAGUAAUGUGUCUGAGUGUAUAACAGAGCUCCACAGCAAUAAUACUCCCAGUAAUGUGUCUGAGUGUAUAACAGAGCCCUACAGCAAUAAUACUCCCAGUAAUGUGUCUGAGUGUAUAACAGAGCUCCACAGCAAUAAUACUCCCAGUAAUGUGUCUGAGUGUAUAACAGAGCCCACAGCAAUAAUACUCCUAGUAAUGUGUCUGAGUGUAUAACAGAGCUCCACAGCAAUAAUACUCCCAGUAAUGUGUCUGAGUGUAUAACAGAGCUCCACAGCAAUAAUACUCCCAGUAAUGUGUCUGAGUGUAUAACAGAGCUCCACAGCAAUAAUACUCCCAGUAAUGUGUCUGAGUGUAUAACAGAGCCCUACAGCAAUAAUACUCCCAGUAAUGUGUCUGAGUGUAUAACAGAGCUCCACAGCAAUAAUACUCCCAGUAAUGUGUCUGAGUGUAUAACAGAGCCCCACAGCAAUAAUAUUCCCAGUAAUGUGUCUGAGUGUAUAACAGAGCCCCACAGCAAUAAUACUCCCAGUAAUGUCUGAGUGUAUAACAGAGCUCCACAGUAAUAAUACUCCCAGCAAUGUGUCUGAGUGUAUAACAGAGCUCCACAACAAUAAUACUCCCAGUAAUGUGUCUGAGUGUAUAACAGAGCUCCACAGCACACACCCCAGUAAUGUGUCUGAGUGUGUAACAGAGCUCCACAGCACACACCCCAGUAAUGUGUCUGGAGGUGUAAAUGAGCCCACAGUAAUAAUACUCCCAGUAAUGUGUCUGAUUGUAUAACAGAGCUCCACAGCAAUAAUACUCCCAGUAAUGUAUCUGAGUGUAUAACAGAGCUCCACAGCAAUAAUACUCCCAGUAAUGUGUCUGAGUGUGUAACAGAGCUCCACAGUAAUAAUACUCCCAGUAAUGUGUCUGAGUGUAUAACAGAGCUCCACAGCAAUAAUACUCCCAGUAAUGUGUCUGAGUGUAACAGAGCCCCACAGCAAUAAUACUCCCAGUAAUGUGUCUGAGUGUAUAACAGAGCUCCACAGCGAUAAUACUCCCAGUAAUGUGUAUGUGUGUAUAACAGAGCUCCACAGCAAUAAUACUCCCAGUAAUGUGUCUGAGUGUGCAACAGAGCUCCACAGUAAUAAUACUCCCAGUAAUGUGUCUGAGUGUAUAACAGAGCUCCACAGCAAUAAUACUCCCAGUAAUGUGUCUGAGUGUGUAACAGAGCCCCACAGCAAUAAUACUCCCAGUAAUGUGUCUGAGUGUAUAACAGAGCUCUCCAGCAAUAAUACUCAGGGCCGUUUUAACGCUGGGGCAACGGGUAGCUGCCCCGGGCCCUGUCCCUGCUGGGGGGCCCGAGGUAACUGCCCUGUUUGCCCUCUGCCCGCAAACUAUGGGGGCCCAUCGGGUGGCCCAUGCACUUAGGGCCACCCGGUGGGACUGUGUCAGCAGGGGCCCGGUCGGGCGCUGUGCCGCUUUAACAGUGCGACCGGGUCCUUGCUUUUCGGCAGCAGUGGGAGGAAGUGACAGCCGUGCGUCACUUCCUCCCACAGAAACUGGAGCCGCGCGGGAGGAAGGCGGACCAGCUGUUCCGGAGGGGGCCAGGCCGGGAGCUUAACUCCCAGCCACCCCAGCCGGCCCACUGAACCCCAGGGAAGCCACCCUCCAGGAAAAGGUAAGAAACUGGAGGGUGGGUAUUAAAGUCUGUCAGUGUAUCUGUAUGUCUGGAUGUGUGUUUGUCUGUCAGUAUGUCUGUCUGUGUGCCAGUAUGUCUGUGUGAGUCUGUCAGUGUCUGUGUGUUUCAGUAUGGCUGUCUGUGAGUUUCAAAAUGUCUGUAUGUGUGUAUAUCUGUCAGUGUCUGUGUCUGUGUGCCAGAAUGUGUGUAUGUCUGUCAGUAUGUCUGUGUGUGAGUCUGUCAGUGUGGUUCUGUAUGUCUGUGUUUGUCAAUAUGUCUGUCAAUGUCUGUGUGUAUGUGUGUUUCAGUAUGUCCGUCUGUCUGUGUGUAUAUGUGCCAGUAUGUCUGUCAGUGUAUCAGGAUGUCUGUGUGUGUGAGAGUCCAUCAGUGUCUGUGUGGUUCAGUAUGUCUUUGUGUAUGUGUGUUUCAGUAUGGUUUUCUGUGUGUGAGUCUGUGUCAGUACGUCUGUCAGAAUGUGUCUCUGUAUCUGUAUGUUGUCCAUUUGUAUUUGUGUGUGUAUCUGUAUGUGUCAGUGUUUGUAUCUGUAUAUCUGCAUGUGUGUCAGGUUGUGUAUCUGUGUGUCUGUCUGUCAGUGUAUGUGUCGGUGUAUCUAUAAGUAGUCAGUGUGUGUACCUUUGUAUCUGCAUGUAUGUCAGUGUUUGUAUCUGUGUGUGUGUCUAUGUGUGUGUCAGUGUAUCUAUAUGUAGUCUGUGUGUAUCUGUAUGUUCUUGUGUGUAUCUAUAUGUGGUCAGUGUGUAUCUGCAUGUGUGUCAGGUAGUGUAUUUGUGUGUAUCUAGACGUAGUCAGGGGGCCCAAGUAAAUGCUCGCCCAGGGUCCAAUCUAAAUUAAAGACGGCCCUGAUAAUACUCCCAGUAAUGUGUCUGAGUGUGUAACAGAGCUCCACAGUAAUAAUACUCCCAGUAAUGUGUCUGAGUGUGUAACAGAGCUCCACAGCACUAAUACUCCCAGUAAUGUGUCUGAGUGUGUAACAGAGCUCCACAGUAAUAAUACUCCCAGUAAUGUGUCUGAGUGUGUAACAGAGCUCCACAGCAAUAAUACUCCCAGUAAUGUGUCUGAGUGUGUAACAGAGCUCACAGCAAUAAUACUCCCAGUAAUGUGUCUGAGUGUGUAACAGAGCUCCACAGCAAUAAUACUCCCAGUAAUGUGUCUGAGUGUGUAACAGAGCUCCACAGUAAUAAUACUCCCAGUAAUGUGUCUGAGUGUGUAACAGAGCUCCACAGUAAGAAUACUCCCAGUAAUGUGUUUUUAAAGGGAUUCUCCAGUGCCAGGAAAACAAACCCGUUUCUCUGGCACUAGAGAAUCCUGGAGUGCCCCCCUCCUGUCCCCCAUCUCAUAUUGCUGAAGGGGUUAAAACGAGGGACGUCGGCACUGGGUCUGGCUCUGCCCACGCAUCUCCCUCGCCGACGUCAGCCGGCGGGGGAGACCUAAUCACAUGUGCAGCAGUCGCGUUCGCAUUAGGAUUUCCCCAUAGGAAACCAUUAUUUAAUGCUUUCCUAUGGGGAUUCAGGAGAAGCUGGAAGUCCUCAUGCAUAGUGUCAGGAUGUCCAGCGUCAUUUAGAUGAUCAAAAGUCGUCAAACACCCGGAAGUCCCUCUAGUGGCUGAAGCACUUUCUUGGGCCACCUCGACCCUACCUCCAACCCCCACUCCCAGGCAUGCAAGCACGCAUUUCAUCCCAACGCAGUGGAGGAACUAAAGUAGAGAGGUGUAAGACAUACUUACACAUAUACACUGACAGUCAUACUGACACACACACAAAUAUACUGACACAUAUAUUCACUGACAAACAUACUGAUACACACAGACAUAUGGACACACAUACAGACACACACAUACACUAAGACAUACUGACACACACACACACACACACACACUGAGAGACAUACUGACACACAUUACCAAUUUACACUUUUAAACCAACCUCCUAUUUCUAACCUUGAAGGAUUCUUUCCCUGGUGUCCAGAGUGGUGGUUAAAGGCACCCAGGCCACUUCUGCCCAUUGGAGUGGUCUGGGUGCAAACUCCCACUACCCUUAGCCCUGCAACUGUUAAUAUUGCAGUUUUCAUAAACUGCAAUAAUUACCUUGCAGGGUUAAGCCCUCCUCUAGUGGCUGUCUAUCAGACGGACUUCCGUGUUCUUAGAACACGAAAAGUGUUUUAUACGAUGCUGGACGUUCUCAGGCUAUGUGAGGACCUCCAACGUUGCCGAAAUCCCCAUAGGAAAGCAUUGAAUAAUGCUUUCCAAUGGGGAGAUCUAAUGCGCGUACACGGCCAUUGCCGCGCAUUAGGUAUCCCCCGCCGGCUGAUGUUGAUGGGGGAGAAGAGUAGGUGGAGCCUGAACCAGCGCAGAGGGACAGCAACUUGGGAUAGGGGGUGGUAAUAAGAGGGGCACUACAGGGUCCUGCAGUGCCAGGAAAAUGAAUAUGUUUUCCUGGCACUGGAGAAUCCCUUUAAGGCUGUUAGGAGAUAGGGACUGGCUCUCCUGUCCCAACCCCCCUCCUCACCGCCUCCAUAGUCUCUCCUGUGUGGCUCUGUGUUUUCACUAGGACGAAGUGAGGCGCGGCUAUCACGUCCUCCCAGGUUGACAAAAAUAUGGGAUUGUGCUGUUAAAUGGCCAGAGCAUGCGACCGGACUCCUACUAAGGGCCACCUGUGGACCCCUCGGAGUAACUGGGCCCAGGGCAGCUGCCCCGUUUGCCCCGCCUUAAAGACGGCCCUAAGUGAAUGUGUGGUAGACAGCCACUAGAAGUUGAGUUAACCCUGAGAGGUAAUUAUUGCAGUUUCCUGGAAACUGCAAUAAUUACCACUGUAGGGUUAAGGGACAUAGAACAUUGCACCCACACCACUUCAAUGAGCUGAAGUGGUCUGUGUGCCUACAGUGUCCCUUUAACUGAAUCCUAUUCUAGAAUAAGACAUUUCUGACUGGAGCAUCUCCUGCUAUGGGAGGGAUGUGGAUGUAGUGCUCCACCAAGGGGCAUUUUCAAAGUUGAGUAGAUAUAUAUGUGUGCGCGUGUGUAGAUUUUUAUGUUCAAAUAUUAAUUAAUGGGUUAUCUAUAUAAUACAUUCAAAAAUAUUGGCAAAAAUAUUAAUGUUUCCAUUUUUUAACCAGAAAUACUGCUCAAUAAGAAGUCUCGAAAUCUACAGCAGAAAGCAGGUUGUUUAACUACAGUUCACUGCUCAGCCAGCUAUAAAGCGUUAGUUUAAUAUAAUGGUUGGCUUAGUCACUUCCCGGUUUAGUCAAUUGAUGUACUGCUAAGCCUGUGGUUUUCUAACAAAUGUUCAAACAUAAAUUUUAAGUUCUUUUUAAACAUUGUUUAAAAAAAAAUAUUUUGUACCCAAUCCCCACCACUUUCAGCUAAUAACCAUCAUUAAAGUGGAGCAUAAUUGGCAUUGAUAAUGCAGAAGUGUUAAUUCCGCAUGGUCAACAUAGCCAAGAUGGUGGCUGUCGAGGGCAAACCUUUCAAACCUUUCCUGAACAGUUUGACAUUAAAUCAAGGAAUGGCGCCAUAACAUUCACCAUAUACUUUAAAGCAAUAAUAUAAUGCAUUUAAAAUAAUAGGGCACCAUCAUGGUGGGUCAAGAAGCAUAACAUAGGGAGGGGUAUCUCUCCAUGACUUGUCCUUUUUCUAAUGAAAAUAUGCAUUUAGGCACGCCAUGUACCCACAAUUGAAUUGGAGUUAUUAUACCAAUUCAAUUGCGGGUCCUUCAGCCCGUUGAUUGUAAACUGUGUUGUAAUCGCUGUUAAUUUUAUGUUUGGGGGCUCUAUUCUGGUCCUGUGUAUUGUAUGUCCAAAGUUUCUGGAUAACAUUUCAAUAAACAGAGAAUUAUGAAAAAAAUAAAAAUAAUAGGACAUAUCGACUUAUGUAGUGCCAUUUAUUUCCCCAUUACAAAACUAUAUUUAGUCAGGUGUGAUUAGGAUCACUCUUCUUCCCCUUUAAAAGAACUAAGGAUUUUACAAAAAUACUGUUUUUGGUUAAAGUAACCCUUGUCCUGCCAGUUCCGUCCUCCAUAAAAAAAAUAAAAUAAUAAUAAUAAUUAAACGCGAAAACUCUCCAUCACCAAAGACAAGUUCUCAGAGCUAUCUUCAUCCAGUUGACGUCACCCUUGCUGGAAAGAUAGAGAAGUCACAAAGGACAGCCUGUGUGGCACGAGAUGGGUACGUGCUACCAUUGGCUCUCUGGCGCCAGCAUGCUGUGCUUCGUAGCAUCAGAUACCAAUUUGGCCCAGAAAUAAUAUUAGCCAUCCAGUACACUAAUUAGAGGCUGACUAAUGACACCUCUAUGAUGCUGCCAAAGGUGGAGUUACACUUUCAGCUGCCGAGGGUUUAAUCGCCAUAUAUGCAGCGUUUCACAGCGAAAUGUUACACAUGCAAACUCCAGGCACCAUGACCACUUUAAAUCAACAAAGUGGUCAUGGUGCAUUCAGUAACCCUUUAAUAAAUGUAAAUAAUAUCUGUAGAAACAGACUGUAAACUUGGCAAUAUAUCUUCUAAACUAUCUGCCCUGUCUCUAUUUAAUCUUCUUACUGUACAGCCAUUGUGUAUCUAUAUAAUAUUAGAUACAAACGUUACGCCACGUCUAUCCACCUCCUGUCUGCUCUGUUACACAUUUUACAGCUACUCUAUAUAUAUCAUACAACGAAUAAUGUAUAUAGUUAGAUAUGAACUGUACACCGGCAAUCUCGGCUCCCUCUGACUGAUUUACCAGUAUGUUAUCUGCUUCCUCUACAGAUAGUGCAUAUAAUUAUGGAUUAAACACCUAGCAAUCCACUGUCUAAAGCUAUCACACCUUCUGCCUCUACAGAUGCUGUAUAAAUGUAUAGAAUUCCAUUCGUACUCCUGGAAACAUUCUGGAUACAUAUAGGCACAUCGCUACCUCAUCACCCUUUAUGCCUAAAUUGCCACUAAAUACUGGAAAGGAAUUAAUCUAUUGUACAGCGCUACAGAAUAUGUUGGUGCUUUCUAAAUGUAAUACUAGCACUGGGUUGCAAGCUAUGUGGGUAUUUAAUUCAAUAAUGAGAUGAAAGACAUUGUCCUGAUGGAAAACCAGUCAAAGAAAAUGAAUAAACCAAAUAAUUAAAAAAAAAAGAUGAGUAUAAUAUUCCACUAUGUGGUGUGAUAGAGUUGGAGUCACACAGACAAUGCCUGUGCCGGCCACUAGGGGUGCUAGCAGCCAGCUCACUGCCUGUGUAUUUCCUGAUUCAGACCAGCUCUCCUAUAAAGUGAAAGUCGGCUUGGAUUGUGGAUUUUAAUGUAUUUUACCCCCUCUGGUCUCAUCUCUGCGCCUGGAUCUGCCCCUCAACACCCCUGGAGUUAACUCUUCAGCUGCUGAACCCAAUAGGAUUGUACUUUUUUUCCCCCAGCAAGGAUCUCCUUGUCCUUUUAAACCCCCUGCUCUGGGUAAGUACAAUACAUUAUAUCAAGUCCUCUUUUACCCCCUUCGACUGUUUCCUCUCCAAACCCAGACCCCCUGUCCCUCUACACCCCUUGGCAUGAACUUUCCUCAGGCAUUGGAGGACCCUGGAGCUCCCAGAGGCAGACAGCAUUAUUUAGCAUUGGGAUUGGGCUCGGAUCUUUAAAUUUUAGGCGGACUGCAUGAUGAAUUUGUAACAAAGACACCUCCCGGGGCUUGGUUUAACCAUCUGUUGCCCAGAGCCCAGCAAGAUUAACCCUCCCAUCAGCUGACCUCCAUGCUUGAUAAUCCAUUUAAACAGUACAAUGUCACCAAGAGAGCUACAGGGAAUUUAUAUUAUAAAUAAUAAUUUAUUGGGAAUAUAAUAGAUGUACAGUCAGCAAGGAAUUAAUAAUAAUGAUAAUAAUAAUAAAAAAAACAACAACAACUAUGUUACUACACAUGUAUAGGUUUAAUACAGCAGUUGCUUUUUGCAGACUAAAAUAUUUUUAAGUAAAAUACAUAAAAUCACAUGUAGGAUAAGCAGUGUUUAAUGUUAAUUAUUAGGGUUUGAUAAUAUACACAAUACCAGUUUAUUGUACUGCGCUGUGGAAUAUGUUGGUGCUUUUUAAAUAUUAAGCGAAUAAUGUACUUUGAUCACACUGACAAACAUUGAACUGUUAAUGUUUCUGAGAUUCUAAAAUAGAUCUUUCUUGGUUGGCUCACUAAUUCAUAUAGAAUUUGCAAACACAGUAGUGUCACCGUGUUGUAAUGUGUGUGAAAUGAGUAAUGUUUGCUAUUGAUGAAGUUAUCAUGUGCUGUCAUCAUGUCACAUGUUUCCAGGUGCCUGCAAGCUUCCCUUCUGUGCCAACCUGAAUACCCAGGUGCCCACCCACUAAUCAGAAUUUCUUAUAUUGUUAUUUGUAUGGCAAAGGCCAGUGUCCUAAUCCCACCCUGAAAUCGAAAUAAUGUGUAGGGCCUCAACCUUGCUAGACAAGGGAAAUGGCUGAUGUCCUUAUUCAACCCCGAGGAAAGCAUAAAAUGUUGGCCUUAGACAGCAUCCUCAUUCCAUUCCUGGCGGACGAAAUGCCAGUGUUUUCAUGGGCACUGCAGCUGCUUUCGUGUCCAGGAUAGAGCAGUGCCACUCUAGACCAGGGAUUGGUUCUGCCACGAAGAACAGGAGACAAAACUGGAAUUCUGGUGCCACAUAUGAUGAGGCAAGACUUGCAUGUCAGUGGCACACACAAAAUGGGACAAGGCUGGGAUCCAGGUGUCAUAAAAAAUGGUAGCCAAAACCAUUGAUCUGCUGGCACACUCAAUAAGGAUUGCCCGUCUCCUUGGGUCACACUGUAUGGAAUGAAAGGCUUGGUGUCUCCAGACAAAAAGCAAAAUGAAAAGUGGACGGUAGGCACUCGUAUAACUCUCUGUGGCAGGGACGGGUCACAGGGCAGUGUUUUUUGUGUUUAAAGCUAAAAAGGAAAAAGCUGGCGCUAUAUAAAUACCAAUAAUAAAAGAGUUGCAGUUCAGGUUUAUUUUGAAAACUAUAAAGCAAACUGUAAGGAUAACUUAUAAAAAGAUGCUAAAAGUUGAACACCACUUCAUUAAUGGUUUUUUUUUUUUUUUUUUGUGAACAAACUGUGUACAACUUUCAGGGAGAGAGCUAAUAGCUGGACUUCAGGUACAUUACAUUAAUCGUUGCUGGGCAGUCUCGCAGAUAAUGGAGUUCUAUGUUAUAACAUCACAUAUGGUUGUGUUAUCAAAGCAAACCGUAAAACCCCCAAGACAGAAACUUUACCAAAUCUCACUUAAAUGUCACAGCUACGACCUACCACCCCCCACCCCCCCCUGUUGGAUGUCCUACAGUAAUGUGAGAACACCCAAAGUCUACUACACAAGAACAAUGGCCAAAUCGCAAAGUAAAACCUCAUACACAUAGAGUUUAAUCCAUUUACCUAGCCUAGUGGUGCACUACACGCACAGUAAUACCCGCACACACACACUAAAUGUUGCACAGUAAUACCUGCACACACACUACACGCACAGUAAUACCCACACACACACUACACACACACAGUAAUACCUGCACACACACUACACUCACAGUAAUACCCGCACCCACACUACAGGCACAGUAAUACCCGCACACACACUACACACACACAGUAAUACCUGCACACACACUACACUCACAGUAAUACCCGCACCCACACUACAGACACAGUAAUACCCGCACACACACUACACGCACAGUAAUACCGCACACACUACACGCACAGUAGUACCCUCACACACUACACGCACAGUAGUACCCUCACACACUACACGCACAGUAAUACCCGCAUACACAGAGACAGGCUAGUAGUAGCCCAGCACUCCCAUACCUGGAGACAGGCUAUAAGUAGCUCCGCACUCCCUUACUCAGAUACAGGAGAGUAAUUGCCCCGCACUCCCAUCCCGAUAGACAGGCUAGUAAUAGCCCCGUGCUCCCACCCCCUCAGACUGGCUAGUAAUAGCCCCGUGCUCCCACCCCCUCAGACCAGCUAGUAAUAGCCCCGUGCUCCCACCCCCUCAGACUGGCUAGUAAUAGCCCCGUGCUCCCACCCCCUCAGACCGGCUAGUAAUAGCCCCGUGCUCCCACCCCCUGGCUGGUAAUAGCCCCACAGUCUGGCUGGUAAUAGCCCCACAGUCUGGCUGUAGUAGCCCCAGUCUGGCUGGUAAUAGCCCCCACAGUCUGGCUGGUAGUAGCCCCACAGUCUGGCUGGUAGUAGCCCCGUGCUCCCACCCCCACAGACUGGCUAGUAAUAGCCCCGUGCUCCCACCCCCACAGACUGGCUAGUAAUAGCCCCGUGCUCCCACCCCCACAGACUGGCUAGUAAUAGCCCCGUGCUCCCACCCCCACAGACUGGCUAGUAAUAGCCCCCACAGACUGGCUAGUAAUAGCCCCACAGACUGGCUAGUAAUAGCCCCCACAGACUGGCUGGUAAUAGCCCCACAGACUGGCUGGUAAUAGCCCCCACAGACUGGCUGGUAAUAGCCCCACAGUCUGGCUGGUAAUAGCCCCACAGUCUGGCUGGUAAUAGCCCCACAGUCUGGCUGGUAAUAGCCCCACAGUCUGGCUGGUAAUAGCCCACAGACUGGCUGGUAAUAGCCCCCCCACAGACUGGCUGGUAAUAGCCCCACAGUCUGGCUAGCAGUAGCCCCCACAGUCUGGCUGGUAAUAGCCCCCACAGACUGGCUGGUAAUAGCCCCCACAGUCUGGCUGGUAAUAGCCCCCACAGACUGGCUAGUAAUAGCCCCACAGACUGGCUGGUAAUAGCCCCACAGUCUGGCUGGUAAUAGCCCCACAGUCUGGCUGGUAAUAGCCCCACAGACUGGCUAGCAGUAGCCCCCCCGUGCUCCCAGUAGCCCCGUGCUCAGUGUCAGCCCGCAGUCAGUGUGUAAUGUCAGUGUGGGUAGCCGGCCUCUCCCUCCGCUCCCAGCCGGGAUGGCUCUUUCUCCCCGGUCCCUGGCUCUCCUGUCUCCGAGCCAUGUCUCAAGAUGGCGGAGCUGGCCGAGCUCAAGGUACCGGGGAGAGCAGCGGGCAUCGCGGCGAGACUAUGCGGGGCACAGUAAGGGCUAACACGGGCAGGAGGGCGGGAGAGCACCGGGGAUCUGACUGCGGCCUAUCGGAGACAAUAACCUGACAGUCACCGGGCUGGGGCCAGCACACAGCACCAAUCAUCAUAAUAAAUAAUCAUAAAUAAUUAAUAAUAAUAAUAAUAAAUAACAGAGCACCCUGACUGACCCCACCAAUAAUAAUAAUCAUAAUAAUAAUAAUAAAUAACAGAGCACCCUGACUGACCCCACCAAUAAUAAUAAUCAUAAUAAUAGAGCACCCUGUACUAUGGGCACCUCCCCUGACUGACCCCACCAAUAAUAAUAAUCAUAAUAAUAGAGCUCCCUGUACUAUGGACACCUCCCCUGACUGACCUCACCAAUAAUAAUAAUAAUCAUAAUAAUAGAGCACCCUGUACUAUGGGCACCUCCCCUGACUGACCCCACCAAUAAUAAUAAUAAUCAUAAUAAUAGAGCUCCCUGUACUAUGGGCACCUCCCCUGACUGACCUCACCAAUAAUAAUAAUAAUAAUAAUAAUAGAGCUCCCUGUACUAUGGACACCUCCCCUGACUGACCCCACCAAUAAUAAUAAUAAUCAUAAUAAUAGAGCUCCCUGUACUAUGGACACCUCCCCUGACUGACCUCACCAAUAAUAAUAAUAAUAAUCAUAAUAAUAGAGCACCCUGUACUAUGGGCACCUCCCCUGACUGACCUCACCAAUAAUAAUAAUAAUCAUAAUAAUAGAUCACCCUGUACUAUGGACACCUCCCCUGACUGACCCCACCAAUAAUAAUAAUCAUAAUAAUAGAGCUCCCUGUACUAUGGGCACCUCCCCUGACUGACCUCACCAAUAAUAAUAAUAAUCAUAAUAAUAGAUCACCCUGUACUAUGGGCACCUCCCCUGACUGACCUCACCAAUAAUAAUAAUAAUCAUAAUAAUAGAGCACCCUGUACUAUGGGCACCUCCCCUGACUGACCCCACCAAUAAUAAUAAUCAUAAUAAUAGAGCUCCCUGUACUAUGGGCACCUCCCCCGACUGUCCCCACCAAUAAUAAUAAUAAUCAUAAUAAUAGAGCUCCCUGUACUAUGGGCACCUCCCCCGACUGUCCCCACCAAUAAUAAUAAUAAUCAUAAUAAUAGAGCUCCCUGUACUAUGGGCACCUCCCCUGACUGACCUCACCAAUAAUAAUAAUAAUCAUAAUAAUAGAGCACCCUGUACUAUGGGCACCUCCCCUGACUAACCUCACCAAUAAUAAUAAUAAUCAUAAUAAUAGAGCUCCCUGUACUAUGGGCACCUCCCCUGACUGACCUCACCAAUAAUAAUAAUAAUAAUAAUAAUAGAGCUCCCUGUACUAUGGACACCUCCCCUGACUGACCCCACCAAUAAUAAUAAUAAUCAUAAUAAUAGAGCUCCCUGUACUAUGGACACCUCCCCUGACUGACCCCACCAAUAAUAAUAAUAAUCAUAAUAAUAGAGCAUCCUGUACUAUGGGCACCUCCCCCGACUGACCUCACCAAUAAUAAUAAUCAUAAUAAUAGAGAUCCCUGUACUAUGGGCACCUCCCCUGACUGACCCCACCAAUAAUAAUAAUCAUAAUAAUAGAGCUCCCUGUACUAUGGGCACCUCCCCUGACUGACCCCACCAAUAAUAAUAAUAAUCAUAAUAAUAGAGCUCCCUGUACUAUGGGCACCUCCCCUGACUGACCCCACCAAUAAUAAUAAUAAUCAUAAUAAUAGAGCUCCCUGUACUAUGGGCACCUCCCCUGACUGACCCCACCAAUAAUAAUAAUCAUAAUAAUAGAGCUCCCUGUACUAUGGGCACCUCCCCCGACUGUCCCCACCAAUAAUAAUAAUAAUCAUAAUAAUAGAGCACCCUGUACUAUGGGCACCUCCCCUGACUGACCUCACCAAUAAUAAUAAUAAUCAUAAUAAUAGAGCACCCUGUACUAUGGACACCUCCCCCGACUGACCCCACCAAUAAUAAUAAUCAUAAUAAUAGAUCACCCUGUACUAUGGGCACCUCCCCUGACUGACCCCACCAAUAAUAAUAAUAAUAAUAAUAAUAGAGCUCCCUGUACUAUGGGCACCUCCCCUGACUGACCCCACCAAUAAUAAUAAUCAUAAUAAUAGAUCACCCUGUACUAUGGGCACCUCCCCCGACUGACCCCACCAAUAAUAAUAAUCAUAAUAAAUAACAGAGCACCCUGACUGACCCCACCAAUAAUAAUAAUAAUAAUAAUAAUAAAUAACAGAGCACCCUGACUGACCCCACAAAUAAAUAAUAAUCAUAAUAAUAAUAGAGCACCCUGUACUAUGGACACCUCCCCUGACUGACCCCACCAAUAAUAAUAAUCAUAAUAAUAGAGCUCCCUGUACUAUGGGCACCUCCCCUGACUGACCCCACCAAUAAUAAUAAUCAUAAUAAUUAAUAAUAAUAAUAAAUAAUCAUAAAUAAUAACAGAGCACCCUGACUGACCCCACCAAUAAUAAUAAUCAUAAUAAUAGAGCACCCUGUACUAUGGGCACCUCCCCUGACUGACCUCACCAAUAAUAAUAAUAAUCAUAAUAAUAGAUCACCCUGUACUAUGGACACCUCCCCUGACUGACCCCACCAAUAAUAAUAAUCAUAAUAAUAGAGCUCCCUGUACUAUGGGCACCUCCCCUGACUGACCUCACCAAUAAUAAUAAUAAUCAUAAUAAUAGAUCACCCUGUACUAUGGGCACCUCCCCUGACUGACCUCACCAAUAAUAAUAAUAAUCAUAAUAAUAGAGCACCCUGUACUAUGGGCACCUCCCCUGACUGACCCCACCAAUAAUAAUAAUCAUAAUAAUAGAGCUCCCUGUACUAUGGACACCUCCCCCAACUGACCCCACCAAUAAUAAUAAUAAUCAUAAUAAUAGAGCACCCUGUACUAUGGACACCACCCCUGACUGACCCCACCAAUAAUAAUAAUCAUAAUAAUAGAGCACCCUGUACUAUGGGCACCUCCCCUGACUGACCCCACCAAUAAUAAUAAUAAUCAUAAUAAUAGAGCUCCCUGUACUAUGGGCACCUCCCCUGACUGACCUCACCAAUAAUAAUAAUAAUAAUAAUAAUAGAGCUCCCUGUACUAUGGACACCUCCCCUGACUGACCCCACCAAUAAUAAUAAUAAUCAUAAUAAUAGAGCUCCCUGUACUAUGGGCACCUCCCCUGACUGACCCCACCAAUAAUAAUAAUCAUAAUAAUAGAGCUCCCUGUACUAUGGGCACCUCCCCCGACUGUCCCCACCAAUAAUAAUAAUAAUCAUAAUAAUAGAGCUCCCUGUACUAUGGGCACCUCCCCUGACUGACCCCACCAAUAAUAAUAAUAAUCAUAAUAAUCAUAAUAAUAGAGCACCCUGUACUAUGGGCACCUCCCCUGACUGACCUCACCAAUAAUAAUAAUCAUAAUAAUAGAGCUCCCUGUACUAUGGGCACCUCCCCUGACUGACCCCACCAAUAAUAAUAAUCAUAAUAAUAGAGCUCCCUGUACUAUGGACACCUCCCCUGACUGACCUCACCAAUAAUAAUAAUAAUCAUAAUAAUAGAGCACCCUGUACUAUGGGCACCUCCCCUGACUGACCCCACCAAUAAUAAUAAUCAUAAUAAUAGAGCUCCCUGUACUAUGGACACCUCCCCUGACUGACCUCACCAAUAAUAAUAAUCAUAAUAAUAGAGCUCCCUGUACUAUGGGCACCUCCCCUGACUGACCCCACCAAUAAUAAUAAUCAUAAUAAUAGAGCUCCCUGUACUAUGGGCACCUCCCCCGACUGUCCCCACCAAUAAUAAUAAUAAUCAUAAUAAUAGAGCACCCUGUACUAUGGGCACCUCCCCUGACUGACCCCACCAAUAAUAAUAAUAAUAAUCAUAAUAAUAGAGCUCCCUGUACUAUGGACACCUCCCCUGACUGACCUCACCAAUAAUAAUAAUAAUCAUAAUAAUAGAGCUCCCUGUACUAUGGGCACCUCCCCCGACUGUCCCCACCAAUAAUAAUAAUAAUCAUAAUAAUAGAGCACCCUGUACUAUGGGCACCUCCCCUGACUGACCUCACCAAUAAUAAUAAUAAUCAUAAUAAUAGAGCACCCUGUACUAUGGACACCUCCCCCGACUGACCCCACCAAUAAUAAUAAUCAUAAUAAUAGAUCACCCUGUACUAUGGGCACCUCCCCUGACUGACCCCACCAAUAAUAAUAAUAAUAAUAAUAAUAGAGCUCCCUGUACUAUGGGCACCUCCCCUGACUGACCCCACCAAUAAUAAUAAUCAUAAUAAUAGAUCACCCUGUACUAUGGGCACCUCCCCCGACUGACCCCACCAAUAAUAAUAAUCAUAAUAAAUAACAGAGCACCCUGACUGACCCCACCAAUAAUAAUAAUAAUAAUAAUAAUAAAUAACAGAGCACCCUGACUGACCCCACAAAUAAUAAUAAUAAUCAUAAUAAUAAUAGAGCACCCUGUACUAUGGACACCUCCCCUGACUGACCCCACCAAUAAUAAUAAUCAUAAUAAUAGAGCUCCCUGUACUAUGGGCACCUCCCCUGACUGACCCCACCAAUAAUAAUAAUCAUAAUAAUUAAUAAUAAUAAUAAAUAAUCAUAAAUAAUAACAGAGCACCCUGACUGACCCCACCAAUAAUAAUAAUCAUAAUAAUAGAGCACCCUGUACUAUGGGCACCUCCCCUGACUGACCUCACCAAUAAUAAUAAUAAUCAUAAUAAUAGAGCACCCUGUACUAUGGGCACCUCCCCCGACUGACCCCACCAAUAAUAAUAAUCAUAAUAAAAGAACACCCUGUACUAUGGGCACCAUAAUAGUGUGUAAUAUUGUGUGUGUGUGUGUGUGUGUGUGUGUAUAAUAAUAAUAAUGUGUAAUAUUGUAUGUGAAUAAUAACGUGUAAUAUUGUGUGUGUGUGUGUGUGUGAUAUUUAUUGUGUGAAUAAUGUGUAAUAUUGUGUGUGUGUGUGAAUAAUAAUAGUGUGUGAUAUUUAUUGUGUGUGAAUAAUAAUAAUGUGUAAUAUUGUGUGUGUGUACAUAAAAAGUGUGGAGUAUUGUGUGUGAAUAAUGUUUAAUAUUGUGUGUGUGUGUGUGUAAUAUUGUGUGUGAGUGUGUUUAAUAAUAAUGUUUAAUAUUGUGUGUGUGUGUGUGUGUGUGUGUAAUAUUGUGUGUGAAUAAUAAAGUGUAAUAUUGUGUGUGUGUGUUUUUAUAAGUGUGUAAUAUUGUGUGUGAAUAAUAAUGUGUAAUAUUUAUUGUGUGUGUGUGAAUAAGUAUGUAAUAUUUAUUACAAUAUUCAUUGUGUAUUGUGUGUGUGUGUGAAUUAUUGAGUGUGUGUGUGAAUAAUAAUAAUAGUGUGUGAUAUUUAUUUUGUGUGUGUGUGAAUAAUAAUGUGUACUAUUGUGUGUGUGAAUAAUGUGUAAUAUUGUGUGUGUGUGUGUGUGUGAAUAAUAAUAGUGUGUAAUAUUGUGUAUGAAAUAAUAAUAACGUGUAAUAUUUAUUGUGUGUGUGAAUAAGUAUGUAAUAUUUAUUGUGUAUUGUGUGUGUGUGAAUAAUAGUGUGUAAUAUUUAUUGUGUGUGUGAAUAAUAAUAGUGUGUAAUAUUUAUUGUGUGUGUGUGAAUAAUAAGUGGGUAAUAUUUGUGUGUGUGUGAGUAAUAAUAGUGUGUAAUUAUUGUGUGUGAGUAAUACUAGUGUGUAAUAUUGUGUGUGUUUGAAUAAUAGUGUGUAGUAUGUACUGUGUGUGAGAGUAAUACUGGUGUGUAAUAUUGUGUGUGUGUGCAUAAUAGUGUGUAGUAUUGUGUGUGUAUAAUAAUGUGUAAUAUUUGUGUGUGUGUGUGUGUGUGUAUAAUGUAUAAUAUUUUUUGUUUGUGAGUGAAUAAUGUGUAAUAUUUAUUGUGUGUGAGUGAAUAAUAAUGUGUGACAUUUAUUGUGUGUGUAAUAUUUAUUGUGUUCAAAUAUUAAUAGUUUAUAAUUUAUUAUGUGUGUGUGUGUGUGUAUAUGUGUGUGUGUGUGUAUAUACACACACACACACACACACAUAUACAUAUAUAUACACACACACACAUAUAUAUAUAUAUAUAUAUAUAUAUAUAUAUAUAUAUAUAUAUAUAUAUAUAUAUAUAAAAAAUUGUUCCAAUUUAACUAGUCCCACCCUGCACCUUUUAUAAAGUAUUGUUUAUUGACAAUGUUCAGUGUGCUGUAUAUUCUACACAUGUAUGUGUUGCUAUAUGAGCUCCCAACUCUAAUUGCAGACAGUUAUUGAAUAGAGACGUCUCUGCCUGACCACAAAGCAGUCAUCUAUCUUGUGGAUGCUACACUAACUGUGAUACAGUUAUAUCACGUAUUUGUUUACCAACAUACACAGGGCAGUGUGAAGCAGUGCAUGAUAGUGUCACUGCCUAGCACUAGCUCAUCUUAUUCAUGUUGCUCGUAGUAGAACCAGUGAUAUUAACAAUUAAUAAUGAACUAGCUAUUUAUAUUUUAGUUAUAAUGCAUCUCUACACAUGGAUUCUACCCAGCACCUUUUAUAAAGUAUUGUUUAUUGACAACCCUGUUCAGUGUGCUGUAUAUUCUACACAUGUAUGUGUUGCUAUAUGAGCUCCCAACUCUAAUUGCAGACAGUUAUUGAAUAGAGACGUCUCUGCCUGACCACAAAGCAGUCAUCUAUCUUGUGGAUGCUACACUAACUGUGAUACAGUUAUAUCACGUAUUUGUUUACCAACAUACACAGGGCAGUGUGAAGCAGUGCAUGAUAGUGUCACUGCCUAGCACUAGCUCAUCUUAUUCAUGUUGCUCGUAGUAGAACCAGUGAUAUUAACAAUUAAUAAUGAACUAGCUAUUUAUAUUUUAGUUAUAAUGCAUCUCUACACAUGGAUUCUACCCAGCCUUGCAAGACAGGGAGGUCACCAGCUAUGCAGGCCCACAACUAUGGGGAUUGUGGCCAACCAUUUGGCCCCUGAGCUAUGGGGAUUGAGGCAUGUGACCUUCGAGCCCCAGGAGAUUGUAGCCAGUGAUGUGAUCCCUAAGCCAUAAAUUUUGUCCCUGGAUGUGCAGCCACGGAGCCACAUGGUUGGUAGGCACCUGUGUGGGCAGUGUGGCCCCUGAGCUACUGAGAUCGUAGCUAGCCUGUGCUCUAUUACCUGCAGGGAUUGUUGCCACCUGUGAGGGCCCUGUCCAUGGUAAUUUUUGCCAGUUGUGCAGCCACUGAGCCACAGGGAUUGUGGUCAGCAAUGUCACCCAUGAGUCAAUUAAAUUGUAGACAGUCUGUGGUAAAGUACCUAUAGGAUUAUUGUCAGCUGUGGAUCCCCUGCGCUACUUGUAUUGACUCCAGCCAUGGCCCAUGAGGCCAAUAAGUCACAGGGAUUAUUGUCAGCUGUUUAGCCUCUGAACUACUGUGAUGGUUACCAGUCGGGUAGCCAAUACGUUUCUAUAUCUGUAAUUAACAGAGGCCAUAUGCAGUUAUAAUAAGAAGGGACAAUUCAAAUUUGACAAAUUAUAAACCAGUUGACAUGUUAUUUCAUAUCAUUGCACGUGCACCAUACAUAAUUGUUCUCUCUAAGCUUAUGUCUGUUUAUUUGUAACUGUAUCUUCAUAUCAGAUGGGAGGGUAUAUUAAGGCAUAUUUAUAUAUUACAAGUGGUGGGAUGGGAAAAAAGAGUUCCGGUUACUUCGAAUAAAGAGAAUAACCUCUUUCUUAGCUCUAAUUAAUGCAGUGUAUUAAAAUGGCCUGUGUCUGUAACUGAUGUAUUCUCUCUACCUCUUGCAUUAAAGGAACACUAUAGUCACCUAAAUUACUUUAGCUAAAUUAAGCAGUUUUAGUGUAUAGAUCAUUCCCCUGCAAUUUCACUGCUCAAUUCACUGUCAUUUAGGAGUUAAAUCACUUUGUUUCUGUUUAUGCAGCCCUAGCCACACCUCCCCUGGCUAUGAUUGACACAACCUGCAUGAAAAAAAAAACUGGUUUCACUUUCAAACAGAUGUGAUUUACCUUAAAUAAUUGUAUCUUAAUCUCUAAAUUGAACUUUAAUCACAUACAGGAGGCUCUUGCAGGGUCUAGCAAGCUAUUAACAUAGCAGGGGAUAAGAAAAUCUUAAUUAAACAGAACUUGCAAUAAAGAAAGCCUAAAUAGGGCUCUCUUUACAGGAAGUGUUUAUGGAAGGCUGUGCAAGUCACAUGCAGGGAGGUGUGACUAGGGUUCAUAAACAAAGGGAUUUAGCCCCUAAAUGGCAGAGGAUUGAGCAGCGAGGCUGCAGGGGCAUGUUCUAUACACCAAAACUGCUUCAUUAAACUAAAGUUGUUCAGGUGACUAUAGUGUCCCUUUAAUACCAUUCAUGGUGGAUUAUGGGAAUUGUAGUCCAGUUUCAGUCAGUCCCUAGAACAGUUUUCAUUGAGUUAAAUAACUUUUUGUUUCUGUGUCUAUAGCCCUACCACACACCCUGCAUGGGGGGGGACAAAAAGAUUUAAUUUUCAAUCAGAUGUUCUUGCUUUAGAAGUGUUUGUCUCCUGCUCUGUAACUUGACCUUUAAUCACACACACACGAGAGGGUGCUGCAAGGUCUUGCAAGCUAUUAACACAGCAGGGGGAUAAAUUCUCAAUUAAACAGACUGUGCAGUAAAGGAAGUGUUUGGGGAGGCUGUGCCCAUGCAGGGAGGUGUGACUAGGGCUACAUUAAAAAAAGCUAUUUUUAACUCAUAAAUGGCAGAGAAUUUAGUAGUGAGCCUGCAGGGUUAUGAUUGUACACCAAAACUGCUUCAUUGAGCUAAACUUGCUUUGGUGACGAAAGAGUCCUGUUAAAGGGACACUUCACUGCCCAAAUACAAAAUAAAUAAGAGUCACUGCUUAGUAGACAUACCUACAAUGAAUCCAUGCUUGCAUUAAAUUAUGAAUCUUUUCAUUGGGGCAAAUCAGGGCUGCAUAAAUUAGCUGAGAUCAUCCAUUGAGCGCACUUGGCAAAUGAGAGUGCCUCUGCUUUGUGCUCUGUAGAGCAAUCAGGCCUCAACUGUAGAAGCCUGGGUGUUAGGGAUGAAACUUGGGCACACAGCAGGACAAUGAGCUUUUGAGGAAAAUCCAGAGUACAUUGACUUGGCCCUUAUGCCAUUACUGCUUCAGCAAGCUCAAGUGGUUUCUGUGUUUAGACUCUUUAUGUGGACUGCACUGGCAAUAUCUCUGCAUUUUUUCUUUUAUCCAUUGUAGCUGUCAAGUAAGAUUAUACCCCUUUCUGAUCCAAAUUGUAAAUGUUUUUUUUUGUUUUUUUUAAAAAAUAGUUUAUGCUCCCCUUUUGCUGCUCUAUACAUCUACCCUUACCUAACUUUUGCUCAUUUCUCGUUUUCCAGCAUAUGGUUAUGAACUUUAGAGUAUCGGAACUACAAGUUCUACUGAGUUUUGCUGGCCGGAACAAGACUGGAAGAAAGCAGGAGAUUCUCGCUAAAGCUCUUCAACUUGUCAGAUACGGCUGUAAUCCAACAGUGCAAAUGAAGAUCAAAGAACUGUACCGGAGACGGUACCCUCGCAAGAUCCUAAACACAGCUGGCUUACCCAUGUUACACAUACAAACAGGUGCCCUGACAUCUACCAGCUCAUUGACACAAAGCUCAGUGUGCCACCUGGCGUAUGAUGCCAGUUCCAAUUCAAACACCGUUACCUCCUCCAUGUUGCCUCCAGUUCCCAUGAUGGGUCCUAAGCACGAAACAGAUAUCCAGCAUCUCUCACCAGCUAUUCACCCGCUGCAUCCUGAUGUUAAGAUGAAACGUCUUCCAUUUUAUGAGGUCUAUGAUGAGCUCAUUAAACCCACCACAUUGGGUGAGUGUUCCACCGCAACGAGCUGGUCUUAUGUGCCUAUAAUAGGAUGUAUUUUUCCCUUGUAGGCCCCAUGAUGCUUAAAAGGACAUUCUGUGCACCAUAACAACUUCAUUAGAAUGUAGUUAUUAUUGUUCAAGGUCGACUCUGGGUACCGGUGUUCUAUCAUUCUGCUAUACUCAGUCAGAUUUCUAUACCCCCGUCACUUCCGGGGAGGGGAAUCAGCUGGAUCCUGUGCUGCACAUGCGUGCUAGCACUCCUGCUACUCCUCCACAGCAAGGUGCUGGAAGGUAAGUAAAACUAGUUUUACACUUUCAUUAUAGUUAGUGCAUUCACUAAGCUUAGGACAUGGGACAUUUAGGGUUAAUGUUAGGGUUCAAAUUAGGGUUAGGAUUGGGGACUUUAGGGGAAUAUCACUAAAUAGUGAUUUAUCACACUUUAUUUUAACUCUUACCCCAAGCUUAGUGAAUCCACUAACUAUAAUGAAAGUGUAAAACUAGUUUUACUUACCUUCCAGCACCUUGCUGUGGAGGAGUAGCAGGAGUGCUAGCACGCAUGUGCAGCACAGGAUCCAGCUGAUUCCCCUCCCCGGAAGUGACGGGGGUAUAGAAAUCUGACGGAGUAUAGCAGAAUGAUAGAACACCGGCUUACCUCAAGAGGUUAAACUGAUAGCUGUUUUAUGGCAGAGUUUUGAAUCUGGCUCCUGUCAGCUCUUUCCACCAAUAUCUGUUGCAGUUCCAAGCUUGGAUAAGGAAUCAUUGGACUUGGAGGUGUUGAUAGGCUGAGAGCAUGUGACUUACACAGCCUUCCUAAAUACUUCCUGUAAAGAGAGAUCUAAAGUUUAACCUUCCUUUAUUGUACAGUCUGUUUAAUUUAGAGUUUCUUAUCUCCUGCUCUGCUAAUAGCUUCUUGUUCAGAACCCUCCUGUGUGUGAUUUAAAGGGACACUAUAGUCACCGGAACAACUACAGCUUAAUGUAAUUGUUCUGGUGUCUAUAACCUGUCCCUGCAGCCUUUUUAAUGCAAACACUGCUUUUUCAAAGAAUAGGCAGUGUUUACAUUGCUGUCUAGUAACGCAUUUAGUGGCAGUCACUCAGACGGCUACUAGAAGUACUUCCUGGAUCAGUGCAACGUUCAGCGUCUCCACGUCCUGCAUAGAGGUUCCGAAGUUCCUCAUAGAGCUGUAUUGGUUCAAUGCAUCUUUAAGAAGAGAUACUGAUUGCCGUACAUGCACAUUAGCCUCCCAAUGCUUUCUUUUGAAAAAACAUUGGAUUGCCAAGGAGGCAGAGUGGUGGCGGAGCCAGCCACGAGGAGACUUGCAGGAUGUUGGAAAAAAGAUAACUCCCCUUUUUAACAGGGGCAAGGGGGGACGGCCACCUAAACUGAGCAUUUGGACAUAUAGUGUCAGGAAUACACAUUUGUGUUCCUGACACUAUAGUGUUGCUUUAAAGUUCAAUUUACAGAGCACUGGAUAAAAACAUAUGUUAAUGUCAGAUUGAAAAUGAAACCAUUUUUUGUGCAGGCUGUGAGUCACAGCCAGGGGAGUUGUGGCUAAUUCUACAUGGACAGAAACAAAAGUAAUUUAACUUCUAAAUGGCAGAGAAUUGAGCAGUGAAACUGCAGGAGUUAGUUCUGUACAUUAAAACUGCUUCAUUAAGAUAUAACUAUAGUAAAUAUGAUUACAAGUAGAUGACACCUUCUAAUAUGUGUUGCUGUCCCUUUAAUGUGUCUUUCUAUUAUCCAUGGUUAGUUUAAUACUGUUAAGAUAUGAUUACUUGUAGAGCUGGUAAAAUAGAGCAUUUUAUUCCUUCAAUCGUCUUGGUUUAAUGUAUAGAAAAAAGUGUAUUUUACGUGAGCAUCCUAUAGACUCCAAACAGAUUUGUUAGCGGUUCAGCAAAAUAAUGUAAGGUUUUACCAUGGCUGAGAUGGCAGGUUUAACCAACAUGUGACACAUCAGCCUUAUCCAAGUUUAGCCAAGUUUUAGUGUCUCCAGUAGGACCUCAUGACGUUUCUGUGUUUGUCUUCCAGCCUCCACGAACAGUCAGCGGUUUGAAGAGGCACACUUUAAUUUUGCAUUAACUCCACAGCAGGUUCAUCAGAUCCUCACUUCAAGGUAGGUUCAGUAAUAUCAGCAUAUAAUAUAGUAUUUAUAUGCACUACAUGUCCAUAGCCUCCCAAUAAUGAAACCAAAUUGAAAACAAUUUUUCUAAUUUGGCAAUUUUGAUGUAACAUUUGAAAUUCAUUUUUAAUUCUCCACAAUUUAUCAAAUUGUGGUUAAGUGAAAUCUGAUUUGUAAAAUGUAGGCAUUAUUUCUGCAAUAUAGUCAGGAACCUAGCUGUUCUCGUUAACCACAAUUUGAUUGUUUAGUAAAUGGACGACCUCUUUAGUGUUUAACUCUGGCAGUAUUUUGCAACUGAUCGAGAUACUUUGUUAAUGCAAAACUUUUAAUUGCUCAGAUAGGCCAGGUAUGUUUUCGAAUUGCAAGAUUUAAGGAAAAUCUCUCAAAUUUGACCUGAAAUUGCAAUUUGGGUAUUCACUUAAAGCUAUUUAAAAAGGUCCAUUUAGAUACAAUGUGCAGUCAUGGUUUGAAGCAGUUCAAAAGUCUGAAAAAUAUCCCGUUGUAUACUUUAUAUUGAUGGUUUGUAGAAAACCUCAAAUUGCCACUUUUAUGUACAGUUAGAGAACCUACAUUUUUGAGAGACGCAAUAUAUCAGAGGUGAUCUUUCGUUGAUUGGAUGAUGGUCUUUUUUAGUCAAUUUCCUGGUAAAUUGUGAGUCAGUUUUCUUUUGAUUGCUGCUUGAACCAUUUACAAAGUACAGACGUUGAUAUUUUUAUUUUAUUUUUGCAGAGAUAUUCUACCCGGAGCCAAGUGUGAUUAUACAGUACAAGUACAACUGAGGUAAAAUAAACUUUUUAAAUAUAUAUAUUUUUUUCUCAAUUCUUUAAUUUUGUAGUGCAGAAAGAUAGACACAUAGGCAUUGCAAUGUAUAGGCAAGCAUAACGUAUGACAGAGGGAAACCGUUGUGAGGCAUUUGAGACUAUAUUUGUAGAAAAGUUGCAUAUUCAGGCUGUGCUUUCAUAUCUCGACAUUGGUCAGAAGCUAAUCAGCUAUGCCUCGGUAACUAGCUAAACAUGAGGAAUAAUAAGAUAAGAAACAUUGUGGUAAAACACGCUUAACUUAUGAUUAUUGCAGUGCAUGUUUGGGAUGUCUAAUGGUGAGCAGUCACGUACUCGGUGUUGCCCCAAAAAGUCUAUAUGGCUAUAUGGUUUUAGUGACUAUCUGUAAAAUAAUGUGUCAAGGUUGGUUUGGAGGAGUGCUGAGACAAAGAAUUAUAAGUUAGAUGCACAAUAUAGGCACCCAGACCACGGCAUCUCAUUGCAGGGUUAAGUCUGCCUCCAGUGACUGUCUAGAAGACAAGGAACUCAAGGUGCAGGAAAAACAGAUGGCAGAAGAGAAACGAAAUCCAAAUAUAUUCAUGAUUCAACACAAAGCAAACAAAGAGUCAAUAGCACAUUGUAAUAAAACAGAACCUCUAGGAAAGUGAACAAGGGAAACUCUGGAUGGGAGCUGGUCACUUGAAGUACUGAGGGGCAGGUUGGAUAACCAAGGGGAGGCGCAGGUUGGAUAACCAAGGGGAGGGGCAGGGCUGGGUAACCAAGGGGAGGGGCAGGUUGGAUAACCAAGGGGAGGGGCAGGGCUGGAUAACCAAGGGGAGGGGCAGGUUGGAUAACCAAGGGGAGGGCAGGUUGGAUAACCAAGGGGAGGGGCAGGGCUGGGUAACCAAGGGGAGGGGCAGGUUGGAUAACCAAGGGGAGGGGCAGGGCUGGAUAACCAAGGGGAGGGGCAGGGCUGGAUAACCAAGGGGAGGGGCAAGUUGGAUAACCAAGGGGAGGGGCAGGGCUGGGUAACCAAGGAGAGGGGCAUGUUGGAUAACCAAGGGGAGAGUCAGGGCUGGGUAACCAAGGGGACGCACGCUCCCUUUCCCCUUGAUAAUAACUGCUUUGACCUCCCUGGCCAGGGGCGUCCCGAGACCACAAUGUCAGGGGUGCCAGUUGGCUGGCUGAAGAGUCUGUCAGAGGGACGGGCUGGGAAAAGAGUAGGAUACUAUUUUUGGCACAAUUGGGCUAAUUUUGGUUAAUUUUCAGGUAAUGGGGCUAAAUUUUUGUGGAGGAUGUGGCAACACGGACCCAUUGGGAAGCUGUCCUCAAGACACAGGUGGAAGGCAGGUCUUGAGGUACAGGAGUCAGGCCUUGAGACACAGGGGUAGGCAGGCCUAGUUACACAGGAGGAAGUCAUGCAUCGAUACUUGGGUGGAACAGGUGGAAAGCAGGCCUCGAUACGCAGGUGGAAGGCAGGCCUCGAUACGCAGGUGGAAGGCAGGCCUCGAUACGCAGGUGGAAGGCAGGCCUCGAUACGCAGGUGGAAGGCAGGCCUCGAUACGCAGGUGGAAGGCAGGCCUCGAUACGCAGGUGGAAGGCAGGCCUCGAUACGCAGGUGGAAGGCAAGCUUUGAUACACUGGGUAGGCAGGCCUCGUUACACAGGAGGAAGUCAUGCAUCGAUACUUAGGUGGAAGGCAGGCCUUGAUACACAGGUGAGAGGCAGGCCUCGAUACACAAGGGGAAGACAUGGUAGAUUCCUAAUCGAACAUAAAUGUCUAUGCCUUAUUAUACUAUUUUUGCAGUUACAUACAUUUCACAGGAUUGCCACGCAUACACUUUGGGCACCAAGCAUCUGCCAAGCAUCCGCCAAGCAUCCGGCUUAAAACAAUGAAAUGUACCUUGCCAAGAUUCAUCUGUUAUUUGAUGAACCAAACACGUGCAAUUCUAUAAAAUGGAAGCAAGUAAAACAAUUUGGUUUCUAUUAAUCUACAUCAACCAACUGAGUCUCUGUCUUCUCUUCCGCAUUCCCCACAGGUUCGGCCUACAGUUAGGUACCCCCUGGGACUUCUGCUGCCAGCCUUGGUAGAUGCAGGAGCUCAGGAGUAUCUAGGCAAUAAGCGAGGAUAGAGAUGUCACGUAUUCUUCAUCUCCAUGUGACAAACACAGAGAUAAUUACCUCCCUAAGAUUAAGAGGAGUGCCGCUCGGCGGUCCUCUGCCAGGAUGCCUGGCUUUUGCGACAUGUCGGUGGACGCCACCCCACGUCCGUCUACAUUAAAGGCGACGUGGACGUGCAGGUGACGUCACGCAAAAGAUGUACACGCACGUUUUGGGGUCAAAGGCUAGGUACGGCCAAUCGGAUCUGCAAGAGGGUUAUUUAAACUCACUUAUUCCUUUAGCUCAUUGCCCUGUCGUGGUUUCCCUUAGAUGGUUAUCCGAGAGUGUGUUCCUGAUCGUGUUUUUCUGGUUUUUGACUUUGGCUUUGUUUUGACUUCCCUGACUUCUGGUAUCCUUGACUAUUGGCUUUUCCUUAUCGCUGUGUCUCGUUCUGUGUCCCUGACCUCGGCUAGUAUUUUGACUAUUCUCUGGUUUGUUAAGUCCGGCCAUUCUAAGGUCCGGUUAGACGUUCUCCUUAGUCCUAGGUGUGAUACUAUUCUGCGUGCUGGAUCAACUGUAAUCCUGACAAGAGACAAACAAAGAGGCAAGGGUAAAGGCUGAUCUUAAGAAAAGAACCUGAUUAGCCAAGGAGGACCAGCUAAGGGCAGAAUCAGAUCUCUCCUGUUUGAGCAAGCUAGAGCUAGAGGAGAUACUAAAACAGACUGAGGAGAUCUGAAAGACAGGCAAUUCCUAUAGGAUUGCUAAGUGUGUAUAUAUAAUAUAAAUAGUUUUGUGAUAACUGGGUGUACUCACAUAUAAAUUCAGUAUGUUUAAAGAUAAUUUGCAUACUGGACAGCAGCACUAAGAUCAUUUUUUUAAAUGUAGAAAGUAUGUUCUUUAUAUAGUGGUAGAUAGAGGAAUAUCAUAAUAUACAAAAUAUGAUGAAAAUAGGUCAACCAUAGCUAAUGAUGUAUAGUAAGCCUACAAUCGGCUGCCCUAUAUAUAACAAGCAGAUUGGGAUUACUGGAAGUAUUCAUCUUGUUUUUUUGGAUUUUGUAUGAGAGCAUUACAUUUUGGGUAAAUCAAGAUGACCUCGCAGUUUAUACAGCUUAACUGCAAGAAACAUAAAAGCGGAUUCUUAUAUGCAUCAAGAUGGCUGCCCUCUGCCUCCAUCCUUGUUCUCCUAAAAAUUUCAUUUUAAAAUCCUUAAUAUUCUGUUGUGUGAGUAAAUAAUGGCUUCAGCAAAAGAUGGCGCAAUAAGACUUGGAUUUGAUUUUUUUGUUCCCUCAGGUUCUGCUUGUGUGAGACCAGUUGUCCUCAAGAAGACUAUUUCCCCCCCAACCUGUUUGUGAAAGUGAACGGAAAGCUCUGCCCUUUGCCUGUAAGAUUAUCAUGUGAUGUCACUGUUUAAAUCACUCCGGCACUAUGAAAUUACUAACUCCCAGCUACUCUGCAUCUCUGAUAUACAAUAUUAGUUCUCUAAUAUAUGACUUGUAUCAAGUUCUAGCAGUACCUCUCUAUAAUUUCAGGUAUAUCUGCUAUAUACUCUAUAUACUAUUACUACCGCUCUAUAGAACGGAGCACAAUAUUCUAGGUGAGAUCUUACCAGGGAUCUACAAAGUACUACCACUACCUCUCUAUAUCCUCCUGGAGAUCUGCUCUAUAGAACUGAACACAAUGCUCUAGGUGAGAUCUUACCAGGGAUCUAUAAAGUACUAUCACUACCUCUCUAUAUCCUCCUGGAGAUCUGCUCUAUAGAACUGAACACAAUACUCUAGGUGAGAUCUUACCAGGAAUCUAUAAAGUACUAUCACUACCUCUCUAUAUCCUCCUGGAGAUCUGCUCUAUAGAACUGAACACAAUACUCUAGGUGAGAUCUUACCAGGGAUCUAUAAAGUACUAUCACUACCUCUCUAUAUCCUCCUGGAGAUCUGCUCUAUAGAACUGAACACAAUACUCUAGGUGAGAUCUUACCAGGGAUCUAUAAAGUACUAUCGCUACCUCUCUAUAUCCUCCUGGAGAUCUGCUCUAUAGAACUGAACAUAAUACUCUAGGUGAGAUCUUACCAGGGAUCUAUAAAGUACUAUCACUACCUCUCUAUAUCCUCCUGGAGAUCUGCUCUAUAGAACUGAACACAAUACUCUAGGUGAGAUCUUACCAGAGAUCUAUAAAGUACUAUCGCUACCUCUCUAUAUCCUCCUGGUGAUCUGCUCUAUAGAACUGAACGCAAUACUCUAGGUGAGAUCUUACCAGGGAUCUAUAAAGUACUAUCACUACCUCUCUAUAUCCUCCUGGAGAUCUGCUCUAUAGAACUGAACACAAUACUCUAGGUGAGAUCUUACCAGGGAUCUAUAAAGUACUAUCACUACCUCUCUAUACCCUCCUGGAGAUCUGCUCUAUAGAACUGAACACAAUACUCUAGGUGAGAUCUUACCAGGGAUCUAUAAAGUACUAUCACUACCUCUCUAUAUCCUCCUGGAGAUCUGCUCUAUAGAACUGAACACAAUACUCUAGGAGAUCUUACCAGGGAUCUAUAAAGUACUAUCACUACCUCUCUAUGUCCUCCUGGAGAUCUGCUCUAUAGAACUGAACACAAUACUCUAGGUGAGAUCUUACCAGGGAUCUAUAAAGUACUAUCACUACCUCUCUAUGUCCUCCUGGAGAUCUGCUCUAUAGAACUGAACACAAUACCUUAUCGUUUCGUGCUCCGUUGUAUAGAGCAGAUCUCCAGGAGGAUAUAAAGUGUUAUUCCUAGUUCUGAGUUACAUGUUAGGUUAUUCCCUGCAAGGGCUGAGCUACUUUUAUUUAUAUAUUAAUGUUAAUUACGUCUUCUUCCUCUAGGGCUACUUACCUCCCACAAAGAAUGGAGCUGAACCAAAACGACCGAGUAGGCCCAUUAAUAUUUCUCCACUCGUCCGAUUGACCUCAACAAUACCCAACACCAUUGUGGUGAAUUGGUCCUCUGAGUUUGGCAGAGUAAGUGAUUUUCCUAUUCAUGUUCUAUCAUGCCCAGGGUGUUUGUCUUCUUUGUGGUAAGAUUAUAGGUACAGCUAACUUUGCCUUCUUGUUGUCCGAUAUAUAUGUAUGUACACUAAACAAAAUUAUAUAAGCAACCCUUUUGUUUUUGCCCCUAUUUUUCAUGAGCUGGACUCAAAGAUCUAAGACCUUUUCUAUGUACACAAAAGGCCUAUUUCUCUCAAAUAUUGUUCACAAAUCUGUCUAAAUCUGUGUUAGUGAGCACUUCUCUUUUGCACAGGUGUGUCUAAGGCUGGCCAAAAUAAAAGGCCACUCUAAAAUGUACAGUUUUACUAUAUUGGACACGGCUUAUGGUAGAGAAAUGAACAUUCAGUUCACGGACAACAGCUCUGGUGAACAUUCCUGCAGUCAGCAUGCCAAUUGCACGCUCCCUCAAAACUUGCGACAUCUGUGGCAUUGUGCUGUGUGAUAAAUCUGCACAUUUUAGAGUGGCCUUUUAUUGUGGCCAGCCUAAUGCAUACCUGUGCAAUAAUCAUGCUGUCUAAUCAGCAUCCUGAUAUGUCACACCUGUGAGGUGGAUGGAUUAUCUCGGCAAAGGAGAAGUGCUCACUAACACAGAUUUAGACAUAUUUGUGAACAAUAUUUGAGGAAAAAAAAGGCCUUUUUUGUACAUAGAAAAAGCCUUAGAUCUUUGAGAUAAGCUCGUGAAAAAUGGGGGCAAAAACAAAAGGGUUGCAUUUAUACUUUUGUUCAGUGUAUAUACCUUCAGCUGGCAGCAAACUAUGUAACUCCCAGAACCCUUUUUUAGUAGUUAUUGACUAGCAAAGAUUUGUGGGAGUUGUCAGCCAGCAUUUGGACAACAGUACCAUUAGGCCACUACCUAAAUGUUUUAAUUACAUUCUCCGUUUCACAUUUCAUGCAGAACUACUCUCUAUCCUUGUAUCUGGUGAAGCAGCUGACAUCCGUAACGUUACUGCAAAAACUCCGCGCCAAAGGAAUCAGGAAUCCGGACCAUUCUCGAGCUCUCAGUAAGCAUUCAAGGCAACCUUGCCAAGAUUGAGAUGAAGCACAACCUGCCACUGACAUUUCAGUAUUCUAUCUGCAUUUAUGUACCGUGUGGCACACUACUCCUGCUUUGUAGCUGACUUUGUUUUAUUCUUAUUACUAGUCAAAGAGAAACUGACAGCUGAUCCCGAUAGCGAAAUUGCAACCACAAGCCUGCGUGUCUCUCUGAUGUGUCCGGUGAGUUAAGUCAAAGAAAACAAUAUCACAGAUUUUUCUGUUUGCGUUUUCAAGACACACCGUUAUGUAACACUCUGAUAUACAGAUAUAGCUAAGUUUAUAAUGCCAUCUCUAUUUCUUAUACAUAAAUAUGACAUCUUGAUUUAGAUUGUGCUUAUGCCCUGCAGCAAUCCAAUCUAGAUAGAUUACAUAUAAUAUUUUUAUGUUUAUAUAUAAUGUAAUUUUUUAAAUUUAUUUUUAUAAAAACUGAAAUAUCUAUGUCAGCAAUUAAUUGACGGCAAGAUCCAUUUUUUCCAUAUACAUCACUUAUAGGCAUCUGUCCAUCUUACCAUUUAGCAAGGUCCUGUUCAGGUCUAGUUCAUUCAGAUCAGGGUCAGACUUCAAAACCUAUGGAUACACUUCAACACGUCAUUAAAGACGAGAUUGAUGUUCUGAUAUUUAUUAUUUAUGUUUCCGUAAUACAGGUCUUCGUACAUUGUUCUCUUUCAUGUGAGUUGUUAAUGUUAUGACAGCUUAGUAAUUCCUUUUCAUACCAGAGAGCAGCCAUUUUACCUUUAUGGAAUACUAUUUAUAAGAUAACACUUUUCCUAUAAAAUGGGACAUUACUCUCCAUUAUAAGAAUGGAAAUUACAGAAAAUAAACUAAAACUGCUUUAUCACACACUUUGACAGCAACAUUCACCGUCUCAACUGUAGCCUGAUAUAAAAGCAAGAUGGAUGCUCACAUUAUUUUUAUUUUGUACACUCUAUUUGUACAUAUAGGAAUGUUAAAUCUGCCUGUAGAAAGAUUAUUGAUUGUACAUUUUACAGAAGUGGCCAUGCCAACUUUAUAUUUGGCGAGUAUAAUGUGAUUUCGUGAAAACCAAUCCUUCGUGUAUGAAUGUUAGACGUUAAGAAGUGUCUCUGUAUUUAUACAGCUUGGUAAGAUGCGUUUGACGGUCCCAUGCCGAGCCAUCACCUGCACGCACCUACAGUGCUUUGACGCUGCACUCUACCUUCAAAUGAAUGAGAAAAAACCUACGUGGACAUGUCCUGUGUGCGAUAAGAAGGCUCCGUAUGAUACGCUGAUAAUUGAUGGGUGAGUGUGGCAUGCUUUCUGUGCCAGUUUGGAAUACUAGUCAAACUGAUCAAUUUCUCCAAAUCGAUUAUUCUGGCUUAAAACGUGCACAUUCCUGUGUCAAUGUCUCUGAAUUCCUGGUAUAGUGAAUUGAUUUGUCUUUCUAAUAGAACAGUGCAAAUUAAAAAGUUUGAAUCAUACUUAAAAUUAUCUUGAAAACAGACCUUGUAAUCUGUAGCCCUAUGCUACUAGCCAGUCCUUAAAAUAUACUCAUCACUUCAAGCCAUAGCAUACAGUCCAAGAGAAUUUCUAAUCUCCAGGGCUUUGCUAGCGGUGUGUUAAAAAAAAUAAAAAAAAUAAUUGAGCCUUGUUGAAAACCUGGCAAAAGAAGAAAGAAAGAGAAUACGAGGAUUUCUAAGUAUCCUAAAAGUAGUGGAAAAGUCGGUAUGCAAGUUUUUAAUACUAGUAUAUACAUGGAAAGAUACCGAAUUCAGUCUGAAUUAGACUGGGCAAAGAUAUAAAACUUAACCUUUAUUAAAGAUCUAGCUAUACAAAGACAAAAUAAUGCCACCAGUGACCAAUAACAAACUGAAUAAAGAACAUACAUACAAAAAUAAAUGUAUAAAUAACAAAAAUGCAGUGAAAAGGGAAGGCCUACUAAAUGGUAGAAAAAUAGCCUACCUAUAUUCCUCCUAAAUAAAUAUUCGUUAUAUACUUGUUUCAAUGAUGUGUAACAUCUUUCGGAAUGAUACAAAUUACUGUAAGUAUAUCACGAAUCAUGUUAUCGGAGUGACACGGCGACCCCCCCUGCUUUUUGAAAGCGCACAUUGUGUUUGUCAGAUAUUGCCAAAGUAGAUGUCAUAUUUAUGUUGGGUGCUGUUCCCCUGCUGUACCAUUUACCAUUUAGAUAAUGAUCAGGGUCAGAUGUAACGUAGGAUCCAUUAGGCUAACAUGCCGAUCCACUUCAGCACACAGCAUGGCCACCUUUUCUGGGUCCUUCUUAUAUUUUAAGUGGUUAUGUCUGUCUUCUUUUUGCAGUCUCUUCAUGGAGAUCCUUAAUUCCUGCACAGACUGUGACGAGAUCCAGUUCAUGGAAGACGGGUCUUGGUGUCCUAUGAAACCAAAAAAAGAAAAGGCAGAUAUCUGCCAAACUACAUCCUAUGGAGGCAUAGAAAGUAAGCGUUAGUGCCUACUCUGUCAAUCCUGUCUCAUUCAUAGUCUUGUAAAUGUAGAUCAUGUUCCUUGUGCACAACUGAAACUCCUCCAUGAAGGUCCCACUAGAAUUGUCCCAUGCACUGACCACCAUCUUCCCUGUGUUUCAGCGAGCGCAAUUUACAGUGUAAGCUCAGAUGUUAAACACCACACAGAACCCAAGAGAAAAGUGGAGAUUAUCGACUUGACCUUGGACAGUUCGUCAGAUGAAGAAGAGCCCCCAGCCAAAAAACCAUGUCCUGUAACGUCUGUGCUAAUACCUUCAACUGCAGGACCCAAAGGGUGAGGGGAGCAGAGCGUUUAUUACUGACAUUUUCAUUGACACACAAAGUUAUGCAGGAUAAACAGGGGACAGUGCAGUGGGUGACUGAAGGAUAUGAGGCUGGCAAUGACUUGUAGUAAAAUGGUAUUGUUGAGUGGUGGGCACACAAAUAGUCUCCCAGAAUAGCUGGCAAAGGUUAUUUAUGUAGAGGAUUCAUAAACCUAUUCAAUACAAAUAUUUGUUAAAGUAACACUAGACAUGGGAGAUAAUUGAGAGUAAAUAAUAAAUGAAAACUAAACACUCUUGGUUAUAAUCUACUUCUACAUAUGUUGGUGUCAAUCACAAGGGAUGUUUUUAUUACAGGGUAAUUAGUGUUGACCACCAGGCAUCUUCUGUCCUGAGAAGUCCUUCCAUGACAACGAUAGGCACUGAUUACUUAUCUAGCCUAACUCUUCCAGACUACCACCGAUCCUAUGCAGGACCACAAGACCUCCAAGGUAAGGGAGCUAGUUAAUUGUGCAACCCCUCAGCCAGUGUGUGUCAGAACACUGAUCCAGAUACCUGGAUGUUUUGGUUUAAACCAGGGGUAGUCAACCUUUUUCUACCUACCGCCCACGAAUGCAUCUUUCUUGAUGGAAAAAUUUCCUUUCUCUGCUCCUUUCUCCUAUUUUCCAAGUACUCCACUCCCUGCUAUUGUGUAUCCCCCUACCUACUCCAACUCCUUCCCUUCCUCUACCCGUGUGUUACACUUGUUCAGGCACAUGCUCGUGCUUUUAUGCACUCGCAUUGCAACCUCACACUUCCUGCUUACCACUGAGUGCGCAAGAGAUGAAUAUAGUGUUCAUCUCUCUGGAUGGAGGGAGGAUUCUGCUACUGCCCACCUGGAAUCCUUAAACACCCACUGGUGGGUGGUAGGGACCAGGUUGACGACCCAUGGUUAAACUGAUAACUGCCACUCUCCAAGGCUAUUGCUCACUACCAUUCAUUUAGAACGCUAGCCUUCUUUAAAAUAUCUGACACAUUUCUGAACCAUAGAACCUGCACAUAUAAACCUCUGGAAAACCAGGUUCUCCGAUAACAGAAAGUAGUUUGUGUAGAUUUGCAUUUUAUAUGUUCAUGGUGUUUUAAGAGAUUUUAAAAAAAAAGUGAUUAUUCUCAAAAGAUUUUUUUUCUUCUGUCUUGUGCACUCCUUUAAAGGGUCAAUCCAGACCCCUAAACAAAUUUAGCUUGCUGAAAAGCUUAGUUUUUUUCUCAUUUUGCAAAAAGUGUAGAUUUUAAUAGAAAUUGACACUUUUAUGAAUUACCUGGUUACAGCCCGAUGGGUUUUUUUUUUUUUUAAAGCAGACAGCAGGUAAUGUUUAUUUCUGGUUUUGUUUGCAGCUGACCUCAAGAGAGCACUAGACUUGCAAAGACUUCUUAUUAAGCUGUUUUGGGAAGACUGUGAUUGGACAGCCACAGAAUGUCUGGGUGGGGCUAGAAGGGGAGGGCUUGCAAAGGCAGCAGACAAGAGAACUGCAUGUUUUGCAAACAGAUUUUAGAUAUAUCCCCAAUGAAGUUUUUAGUUGGGGUAUAUCUACUAAAUAUUGAUUUGUAUUUAUUUUUAAUUUGGGCCGUGGAGUGUCCCUUUAAUGCCUUGUAAGCCACAAAAUUGUGGGAAUUUCAGUCUGACAUUUAGGGAGAUCCAGUACGACACUGUAAUGGUGGAUGGUAAAUUCACUAUGUGGAAGGCCAUGCACUAGUGGGCUUUAUUCGUACAAAAUGCCUGCAGGCAGGCGUACUAGCAAACCAUCAUUGCUAAUACUUCGGAACCCACAUCCUGUAAAGAUGCAGAUCCAGGCUCAGUGUUAAGAAAUCAAUGAGAGUUUUUCUAUGCCCCUAUGUUUUAUUUGGUCAUUUUACAUUUCUGCUCUAAAAUAAAUAUCUGUCCGUCUAAUGACGUGUUAAGAGAUUUAAGCCUUUGGUAAUUUUGUGCAGGACAAAAAUAAAGCAUUUAAAAAAAGAGAUUUAAUCCUAACCUGCCUCUUCUCUUCCUCCCUAGCACUGGAUUUGUAUUCCUACUUGCAGUCUGAUAAUCAGGUGAGUGUCUUCACAUCAAACCGCAGUAAAGUAACCCUUCAGACUGGAAUGUGUGUUUGGCUUUGCUGUCUGCUUGCUAUAAGUUGCAGGAGGUACAUGUGUAGUGCUGACCAGCAAAUCCUUGUCAUGAUUCAUUAAUAAUUGAUUUCCUCUGGCAGCUUUGAAUUCUGCAUACUUUCAGGUGACUCUUGAAACAUCUGGAGCUUCUAGCUUUCUUGGGGAAAACAUCCCCGAGCAAUGUUUUUUUCUGUGUGCACGUCCUUCCUAAGUUUCCAGCUUAGAAUAUGUGUUGAUUGCUUUGUAGGUACCUUGAGAUAUAUAUAUAUAAUAUGGUAUCUGGAAAUGUGUGUUUGUGUAGAAUGUUUUUUGAUUAAGCAAGAACAUAUGACCUACUGAACCCAUGAGUUGCUUUGUUUUGGAGUUUUUGAAAUAGUAGCUUGUGAAAUUUUAAUCACAUUUAAGGGUGAGGAUUUUAUCUGUCUCAAACCAUCUCUUAGCUCUGCCAGUCAGAGUCAUGCAGAUCACAUAAUCCGAAAGCUUGGGCUGAAUGCCCCUUUGUUCUCCAAAUCUAUUUUUUCUGAUUAACUUAGAAGAGAGGGGCAUGUCUCCAUUGUUCAAUGCACGACUACAACUGCGGUGACACGUUAAACAAGGAGAUCAGCACUCCACGCAAAAUGAGUUACAAUGUCGUCUUACAUAGCUUUCAACAUUUUACAUAUUAUUGUUACAAGUAAAAUAAAAGACAUGGGAUGGGUAAGUUUUUCCCGUGAUCAUGUUUACUUUCCAGUGCCAUGUAUGCCUCCUGCAUCUUUAUGGUGUCCACCUACAUGCUGGGUAUACUCCAGUGUGUUUAUAUUGCCGUAUUGAUCCAUCACUGAUCAGAGGGCAUCCUAAUAUAAUGUACACAGAGUUUACAGUGCUUCCAUCCUGUGUUUUCUAGCUAUGUAGGACACAUUCGUCAUUUGUUGUGAAUUUUUUUUUUUUUUUUUUACUUGACGUGUGCUGAAGUGAUACUUUGCUGUGGUUUACAUGAUCUAUUUAUUCCCAUUAUUUAUUAUCUGUGUGUGCGCUGUGGCUAUUGUUAGCUGCUAAAGCAUUAUGGGAAUUGUAGUACUCGAGCAGCUCGCAGUUUGCCAUCUCGACUUUAGAAAUUACUUUCUCUUCGGAAUGUGUGAAGCUGCUUGUUCUAUGCAUAAAAUUAACGGCCAACUGUUUAAAGAACUCUGUUAAGAAAUCCUUGUGAUCAUUUCUCCAGAAAGAUGACUCAGCUCUGUUUGCUCACAGAUCUUUUAAUGCCCACUUCAUUCUGCUUAUAUUUUGUGUCUUUCCCUCUCAGCAUUACAGUCCCUCUGUCAUCACAUCGUUGGAUGAACAAGAUGCGCUAAGCCAUUUCUUUCAGUACAGAACCCCCACCCACUACAUGAGCCCCCUGACACAGGCCAUCACAAGCUCUCAUGGGCCUCCCAGCAGUGCUAGCCGAAUAAGCAGCAUUGUAUCCACCAGCACUCUGAGGGAGAAUCACAGCGGGCCCCAAAGUGCCACCUCCACACUACCAGGGUGCCGGUCUGACAUCAUAUCUUUGGACUGA
This is a messenger RNA of Pelobates cultripes (western spadefoot toad), 76968 nucleotides long. Lineage: Eukaryota; Metazoa; Chordata; Amphibia; Anura; Pelobatidae. The record is from the annotation of a GenBank genome assembly.